AUGCCUGUAGAGACCCUCCGGCCCUCGGACGGGCGCCUGGCGGGGGUCCCCUUCACCUCGGCCAUGCCUUUCCGCAUCCUCAACAAGGGACCUGACUACUUCCGGCGGCCCGCAGAGCCUGGAGCCCGUAAGCUGAGUGCGGUGGAGCGCCUGGAGGCGGACAAGGCCAAGUAUGUGAAGAGCCAGCAGGUGGUGCUCACCAGGCAGGAGCCUGUCAAACCACCCAUCAUCCGCAAGCCUCUGCUGUCCACGGGCAUGAUGCUGCAGUCUCGGAUCAACGCCCCCCCAGCCCGCAAGUUCCCGCGGCGGCCGGCCGACUCAGAGAACGGAGGAGGGACAGGAGGGGUAGGGUGGCGGAGGGGACCCCCUCUUAACCUGGAUAUCCUCAAUAACCUCAUCAACAACGUGUGUGAUGGACCCCUGCAUUUCUCCCCAUCUCCUGUCCCCUCCUCGCCCUCCGCCUCCUCUCCUUCAUCUGGGGGGAACAGCAUCGGGAAUGGACUCUCAGCUGACCAGGAGAGGAGCAAUCGAGUCCUGAACAACCUUAAACAUGUUAAUAACUGCAACACCUCCUCCUCUUCCUCCUCUUCCACCGCCUCUCCCUUUAACAACAACAGCCAGGCCUCCCCUGCCGAGCCCAGCCGCCGGCCGCCUCCUGUCCCAGCACGGGGCAUCAGGAUGGGGGUGCCAGUGCCAUACAGCACUCCAAACUCAGUGACAGUGCGCAGGGUGGAUGUUAGGCCCCAGGCUGAGGUGAGGAAGCCCCAGAGGACCCAGCUCCAGCCUCAGAUCAAGCCCAGACAGACUGCCCAGCCCCAGGUGGCCCAGCCCCAGGCCCCCACCACCACCUUCUCCACAGCAGCCCCAGACCCAACCUCUGCCCCUCACCCCCACGCAGGCUCUCCCCUCUCCCCCACCCUACCUGCCUCCAAGCCCCAUGGUGUUCCGGGCCGGCAUAAUGCCCCCAGCCUCUCCUGCUUUCACCCGCCUGUCCUCAGUCAGCUCCAGGGGGUCUCGUCCUGGCUCGGCCCGUAAACACCCCUCCCUACACCGCUCCAAGUCUGACCUGAGCGACCGGUACUCACGAGCCACAGCCGAUCUGGAGCGCUUCUUCAACUACUGUGGGCUGCACCCAGAAGAGGUAGAGGGCAUGGGGGGCGUGGAGCGCUUCGCCAGGGCCAGCUCAGACAUUGUGUCUGUGUCCAAGCUGCGCAGUGUCAGCACCCCCAGCUCUGAGUGUGAGCGGGCACGGGAACAGGGGGAGGACGAAGACGAGGAGGGUCCUGCCCAACCCGGGGAGCGUGUCCCCUACGGAAUCUCAGUCAUCGAGAGGAACGCUCGCGUCAUCAAGUGGCUGUACGGGAUCCGCCAGGCUCGGGACUCCAACGCUGUGUCCAAUGUUUAGAGGAAAGAGACAGGAGGGGGAGGCUCUGGAAUGAUACCCAGACCUGCCCCACGUUGUGUUUUUUAUUUAUUGAUAAAUCCCACAGACCAUUGAGGGGUCUUUGGUAUAUAUAUUUUUUAUUUUUGUUUCAAGGAGGACAUUGUUAUAAUGUAUUCUGUUGCCUUACGUCAUGUUUAAGGAUAAUUAUUUUUGAAGCAUCAAACUUUGAAACUUGGAGAGCACUCUGGAGUACAUUAAUUCGUCUGGGCUGCAGGUCAGGACUGCUUCCCUAGAAGAGAAGAAGGACAAGCAAUCACACUUCUCAAACGAACAUCGAAAGCAAUAAUGGCAGUGAUAGAAAUGACUGAAUGCUGAGGAUGAUGAUGAUGAUGAUGUUGAUGGCAGUAGACCAGUGAUGCUGUGGUCCCUGCUGUCUGUUUGUCUGUCACACAGGUACUAAGGAGGCUGUGUAUAGGGUCCCAGAGCCCUGCUUUGUCUGCACAGGGGUUGGAGCUAGACAGACUCUAAGGACGCAAGAAUAGGCUCUGGAUGUUUCACACAUUCAGAUGUGUGUGUGUGUGUGUGUGUGAGUGAGUGAAGACCAACCACAUUGAUACUGUGAAACAUGAAAGCUUCCACAAAAUACGUUUUUUUUCUUCUUCUAACCUCAUUAAUACCGUUGAUAUUGCUUUCAAGCAUGCAAGUGAAAGUCAAUAUAUGUGUGGUCAUCUCAACAAAGCACAAUCACCUGUACUCACAAAUACACACUGAAAACACAGACGUGUUCAGGUCAGUGAUGGAGUAACAUCUGUAGCUGUGUACUGCAUUGUCGUCUUCUGUAUUGCAAUUGAACAUUGUCUCUAACUAAGCAUAGGGCUUCAUUGGCGCAGUUAGUUUUUCUGUUUAUUCAGUGAAGAAGUUGUAUGUCUGGGCACGGAUGAGAAAGAGUGCCCAGACAUACAAGUGGUGUGGUAAAUGGAUGUUUGAGGUAAGUGUAGGGUGGAUGAGUAGGGGUGCUGUCUGGGGUUGGAGGUGAGGAAAGACAGACACUGCUCAAUGGAAGAGGGAUCAGGAUGGUUGGAGUAGGAAGGAGUGAGACAGAGUGAAUUCUCUGAAAGUAAACAGAAGGUGACUUAGAAGGUUCUGUGUGUCCUCGACAGCCUGCGGAAAAGAUGGACCAGUAUUUCUUUUAAAAAUGCAAUUUGAAGUUGUUAUAAAACUUUUGUAAUUGUAAUAUUCAACAACCGGUGCAUAGCAUUCAAGCAUUAUACAAAAGUUCAAUCUGAUUGUAUCUAUGUGAACAUGCACAUACACACAGACAAACACACACAUUAUAUGCACACAAGAUCCAGGCACCAGCCACCCACAGAACAAUAGUGUGAAUGUUGUGUGUAACUGAAUUCUGAAGUACGUGUAAUGAUAAUAUGCACUCUGCAGGGUUGGAAUCAAUGCCAUUUAAAUUCCAGUAAAUUCAGAAAGUACACCAAAUUCCAAUUCCACAUUUUCUUCAAUGAAAAUUCCUGCAUAGACUGGAAUUUAAAUGGAAUUGACCCCAACCCUGGCACUCUGCUCUGUGUAAAGGGAAAGGAUGGGAGACUGUUUAUUUAUGUGACUUUCUGUUCCUCUCAGAGGAGAUGGAUGGAGGGCUCAGCGGUGAGACCUCGCAUGGGUCUAGGACUGCGCUCCAUGAUCUGUUGUAAUGAUGUGCUAUUGAGUUCAGCACUGUCUGGCUGCCCAAAGAAGAGUCAAGCUACAACUUGCAACAUGGUGUGUUUCUUAACAUGUCAAUAAAUAAUAAAGUUUUUGGGGAAAAGUAUUUCUCGUCAGUGAUAUUAUGCUUUCAAUGCCUACCAAACUCUUCAAUCGUGUAGAGUUUGUCAUUGAGUUGAAUGUCUUAAUAAGAUAAUUGUGACGGCGUAUGGACUCUGUUUUUAGAGGCUACAGGGCAGCUUUGCCAAGUUCUGAGAUUUUCAAUGUGAUGCGGGUCCAGAGGAACACCCGCAGCUGUUUCUAAAUCUCCUUUUUGCAUGAAUUAUUGACACAGCCAGCAGCACUCCCAUAUCCCUUUUGACCACAGCUUUUUUUUAAAUUUUAUCCUGUUUUUCUAGAGUCCCUCUCAUCCAUUAUUUAGAAUGCAAAGUGUGGACACUCAUGCACAAUAACUCACUAUUCGAUCUCUUUCUCUCUUUUACACAACCACACAUACACACACCGAUUGUUGCACCCCAACAGUCUGCCCAUUGAGAGAUGACUGACUAGACUAUAGGAACAUACUUUAUUUAGUGCAUCAUGCUACAGUUCUCUCUUUUCUUCCUGAGAUUGGCCCAUGUCCAGAAGAGAGUGUUGGUGCUGUUUGGGCCCGAUUCCAACUUAGGCAUAAUUUACUUUCUUACACACUUCUCAUCUGUUGUAUUUAGACCUACCUUAUGCAGGUGCGUAAUGGGCUUUGCAAAUGUGGUUCCCUUGCGCGCGCUGAAUAAAUGUAAUUCAACUGUUGAAAACCGUCCCACUUGCUGGGUUUCCAGUUCAUUUAUCUUAAGCCAUUCAUUUAAACAUGGUGUACCUUUUAGUUAGAAUUUUGUCUGCAUACUCAAUAGAAUAUAUCGAGAGAACAGGUUCAGAAUAUUAGGGAUCAAUGAAAGAAAGCCAUUGAAAUAAAUGCAUAUUUGUCUCAGUUUCAGCACCAUUUGGUAGUUUUACAAAUAUUCUGAUCUUGUAGAUUAUUAGGGUUAGGAAAGUAUUUAUGAAUCAUAAACAGGUUAGGAGAGCUGGUUUGAUUAAUUCUGAAAAAUGGCACAUUCUGUUCUUCAACCCAUGGUAAUGUUGGAAGAUUAGUGUACAGAGAAUUAUAAUCGGGAGAAUAGUGUACAAUAGUAGGCUACACCCUUGUCUAUUGCCUGUACUAACCAUGGAACUGUGUGAUGACACAGCCAAGUAUUGUGCCAUGUGUUGGGUUCAAAUUGUUAUGGCUUGGUCUGCGCUCUGCUCCAUAAUUAUUUAAUGUCUUUUAAAAAAUAUGAUCAACUGUUACUAAUGAUCCUCAGCAACAACCACAUGGCCGAGACGGCAUUUACAGAAGAAGCAAAUGAAGGUAAACAUUUUGUAUUUAUUUUUUAAAUGGAAUGAUUAUGUAGGCUAUACCAACUGAAGGGAACUAACAGUAAAUUGGCAGUUGAAUAUGUGUGGUUAUUAUGCCUACUGACGGUCGAUACUGAUAGUGGCUAAUAUUUAACAUGAUAGAAAUAGGAAACAGAGAAAGUCGGGGUAGCCUAUAAUUUCCACAUUCAAGAGUGCCCAUCCCUCCAAGUUAAGGCCGUACAAUUUAAAUUAUGCGUAAUGGCACAGCAUUUCAUAAACUUUAUUGUGGGAAAGUUUAUAUGCUUUAGUUUGCUGCCAUAUGACUGGUUUCACAUUUGUCACCAGCAAUUAUAAGGUAAAAUAUAUCUAAAACAAGUAUCAUUUAUAUUUACAAUUUCCUUACCCAAACUCAUUACCUAGCUCUUAUCAAGUUAUAAAUUACAGUGCAUGGAGAAUGGUGUUAUUUCUAUCUGAAAAAUAAAGUAGAUGCUUUUUCCACUUGGAACCGGUAGGUUUGCUAGACCGUAUUCAUUGUUUCCUAGUGCGUAAAGGUGGUGGAAUUAUUAGGGAAUUAAGUCAGAAUACGGCAUAUCUAUAGACACACCUCCGCCACACCUUCAUUUAUUCGAUCUCCACACAAAACGAAUAGCAGGUGAAUAGCACUAUUGUCAUGCUUAAGUUCAAGGUCAGAAUACACAUGGAGAGAAAAGUGCAUAGAAAGGGAAUUCCGUUCCAUUUACAGGAGCUUAACUCUGGUUGGAAUCAAGCCCUAUUUACCCACUUUACCCAGUUUUCCUCAACGGAGCAUUUAUCCUCCAUACUGACGGAGAGGAGGGUGAAUAGGAAUAGAUGGGGAGGGGGCAGAGUGAGGGCUGUUACCCAGCUGCUGAAUCCUGCUGAAUUCCACUGUGGCCCUGCCUGCCAAACCAUGUCCCACGGCGCGUUAUUUCAACAUCACCUCCUCACCCAAGGAUGUGUUCUGAUUUAGGGUGCAGGUUUAAGUAGUUUUGGGGAGGGUUAUAGUGUUGAUGGUAUUGGGGCAGCAAUCUGCUAUGGAUCCAUAAACAAAGCGAUAAAUAUUGUCCCCCAAGGCUGGGAUGAGGCCCAGUGGCACCAACCACCUGUCACUCUGGUCAGCAGUGAUUAAUGUCCAGCCCUCAGUAGAGAGAGAGGAAGAGGAUGAGUGGGGGGAGGAAGGGCGUGAGAGUGCACCUUCUGCAUGCCAAUAUGCUAGUUCUUAGGGCUUGUACUGAAGGAGCAGACUACCUUGGUCUGGGAAGACCAGUGUUUUGUUUAGUAAACAACUCCUGUCCCCUCCUCGCCUUCCGCCUCCUCUCCUUCAUCUGGGGGGAACAGCAUCGGGAAUGGACUUUCAGCUGACCAGGAGAGGAGCAAUCGAGUCCUGAACAACCUUAAACAUGUUAAUAACUGCAACACCUCCUCCUCUUCCUCCGCCUCUCCCUUUAACAACAACAGCCAGGCCUCCCCUGCCGAGCCCAGCCGCCGGCCGCCUCCUGUCCCAGCACGGGGCAUCAGGAUGGGGGUGCCAGUGCCAUACAGCACUCCAAACUCAGUGACAGUGCGCAGGGUGGAUGUUAGGCCCCAGGCUGAGGUGAGGAAGCCCCAGAGGACCCAGCUCCAGCCUCAGAUCAAGCCCAGACAGACUGCCCAGCCCCCAGACAGACGAGGAGUGUCCUGCCCGACCCGGGAAUCUCAGUCAUCGAGAGGAACGCUUGCGUCAUCAAGUGGCUGUAUGGGAAGACCAGUGUUUUGUUUAGUAAAUAACUGAUAUCAUGAGGAACACAGGUGUAAGGACAACAUACAAGGCAGGGACAACUGCCAUAGUGUUUUUAGGAUGCCUUAUUGGCCCCACUCAAAUUUUCUUUCAAAGCUUUUCAACAGUAGAGGAUCCUAUGAUGUAAAAUUUUUCAUUUUGAGAGACAAGGCGAAUGUUGAAGGAGUGCGGGACAGGGAGUAAACUAAAGCAUAUUUCCUGUGUUUUCCUAUGCUCUGUCGUUUCCCAUUAUACUGACAGACAAACAAGCAGAGGAUCUGCUAGCUCUCAGGCAUAGAGGAGGCCAUAUGUCCAUAUUGACUGAGAGAUCAGCUGGGCUCUGGUGUUCUGCAAGGGGAAAAACACACAGACACACACACAUCUGCAUUUCCUCACAAUCACACAAACUCAUGUGGAAAUGUAGCCGUCUUAGUGUGUGUACUGUAUGUUUGCAAUGCUCAGUUGUGUGUGUGUGUGUGUGUGUGUGUGUGUGUGCUGAGUGUAUGUCUCUGUUCUGUGCGUGUGUAUGUGUGUGUAGAGUUUGACUUUAGACUAUGAGGCCUGGGUUGAACGGGGGCCAGGGGGAAUGUGUGUUGAUUUCUGGGGGACUGGGAAGUGUUGUUGUAAACUGAAGGCUUGAUGAUCCCUAGUUCCUAUGAGAAGGCUGCUGCUAAUGUAUGUCACGCCCUGACACACUCACCCACCGGUGGGAGGGAGGAGGAUGGACAGUGAUAAGCUGAUUAGGGACAAGGGGCAGAUGGGGUCUGUGUGUGUGAGUGUACAUACUCUGGGUGCUGUACAUACUCCUAACCAUAACCUUAAAAGCUAAACUGUGAAACCAUCUUUAGAUCAGCUGAAAGGGACAAAUGAGUGCCAGUCUGGCAGGGGAUAUAGGGCAGAUGAUGCCGGCCAAACAUGCUAUUUAUAGAUUGUGUAAAACAUAUUGACAAGAUAACAUGUCAGCCUAUCUAACCCACUAACAGAAAGGAAGAUUCCCAUGUUUUAACAACAGAGAACAGGAUGACGAAGGCAAACACAAGGUUAUUAGUAAGGUGUCUGUGCUUGCUACUGUUUUGCAACAGUAAGGUCAUAGCGUGAGAGGGCAGGAGUGCAGAGCCAUGUCUCAACCCGUUUCUGUCGGAUCUCUGACAGGGCAUUCAGAGACACCAACGUGUCACUUAAGGUGUGCAAAGCAACUCCUUUAAUAAUGGAUCAAGCUCGUAAACCAGCAGGUGAAUGCAGAAGAAACAUCUGAGACACACUCACACAAUACUAGUUGGUCUGUGUAGCAUCACUUGAGAAGAAUUGUCCUAUCACUUCAAUUGCUUACCGUAUGAGCUUCCUUUAGUUUAUUACAUCCUUGAGGUAUUUGUUAUUUCAGUGAGGGUCAAUGUGUGCGUGUAUGUGUCUUUAUCUGUUCGGGUGCUUGUCUUUUCAUUUUAUUUUCUGGGAAACUUUCAAACUUUCCAUUUGGAAAUAUGUACUGUAAUCACCAAGAUAAGGAGAAAGCCAGCCAAUCAGACGAGAUAUGUCUUCCUCUGCACUUUGACCUGUCUGCUGCACGCGGCCAAACACAACCACACCUGGCUGCCUCACAACCCUACUCUCUCCGACAAUAACAAUGUCAGGCCAGGAGCCGUAAUUAACGGAAACAACGGAUUUACCCUCCCACGAUGGAUGCCAAAUAUUGAGAGUACCUCAGGCCAGAUUUGGGCAAUUCCAGGGCUGCUUGUGUUUACCUAACCUCUUUCAUUGAAAUAUCCCUUGACUGACAUCACAAGUUUGAUAGGAAGUCUCCCACCCUGAUGUUAUUGCAAACCCUGACCUAUGUCCUGUAAUUAACUACUCUCUCGCCAAAGGUGGGCAGGGUUUGUCUUUUUAACACAGGCUGGAAGUGACCAACCUAUCAGUACUGUUGGUCGCCCAGAUCAUAGUACAAGCAUGUCAAUAAUGAUGUAAUAUGCUAUAUAUUAUAGUGAAGAUUACCACAUACUUUAUUAUAGUGUUGUAGUGCACUAUAAUGCACUGUAGAUAUGCACAGAUGCACAGUCAUAACACUUUUUUUUUUUAUUAUGUGUGUGAUAUACUCUUGAACCAUAAUUCCAUGAUAUUGCACUGGAAUAUAGGUCAGUGUGUGUGUCACUAUGUCUUUCAACAGGGUAAUUGACUUAAAGCAGACUCAACAGAUCAAUCAGGCCCUGAUUCCGACCCGAGUUAAGCUCCUGUAAAUGGAACGUAAUUCCCUUUUUAUGCACUUCUCUCUCCAUGUGUUUUCUGAUCUUGAACUUAAACAUGAAAAAAGCAUGCAAUUCACCCACUAUUCAUUUGGGGUGGAGAUCAAAGAAAUGAAGGUGUGGCGGAGGUGUGUCGAUACUCUUCGAAAAAAAGGUGCUAUCUACGACCUAAAAGGGUUUUUCGGCUGUCCCCAUAGGAGAACCCUUUGAAGGAUCCUUGUUGGUUCCAGGUAGAACUCUUUUGGUUCCAAGUAGAACUGUUUUGGGUUCCAGGUAGAACUAUUUUGGGUUCCAUGUAGAACCCUCUGUGGAAAGGGUUCUACAUGGAACCCAAAAUAGUUCUACCUGGAACCAAAAAGGGUUUUACCUGGAACCAAAAAGGGUUGUCCUGUGUGGACAGCUGAAGAACCCUUUUGGAACAGAGUGUACAGAUAAACCGUAUUCUGACUUUGACUUAAUUCCCUCAUAAUUCCACCACCUUUACGCCCGAGGAAACCAUAAAUAAGGUUGAGCGAACCUGCCGGUUCCAUAGAUGGAAAUAACAGCAUUUUCCAUGCACUGCAAUUUAUAGAUGGAUAAGAGCUAUUAAUAAGAGCUAGGUAAAUGAGUAAUCCAUUUGGAGUUUUAGAUUAUUUUUCCUUAUAAUCACUGGAGACGAUUGUGAAACCAGUUAAAUGGAAGCAAACUGAAAAUCAUAUCAACAUAACAUGCACUUUUCCACAGUGAAAUAGGCAAUAAAUAGGUGUACCGUUAUUUUUAUGCCAGAACUUGUGUGUGCCCUCAUAAUUUGCAUGGAUGAAAUUUGGACACCCAAGCUUCUGUAGGGCUGAACCUGCCGAGUUGAUGUAUGCACUUUAUAAUGUUUUAAUUAUAGCCUUGUAUCAUGUUAAAUAUUAGCCACUAUUGGGAGCCACUGUCAGUAAUACCCACAUACAUUUAUAACUGUCACCUUAGUGUUAGUUUUCUUCAAUUUGUACCUUACAAUUUGCAUAAUUCCAUUCCGUUUACCUUUCUUUCCUCUGUCACGUCGGUGUAAAUUGUUCCUGAGGGUCGCUAGCAUUAGUGGAUCAUAUUAGGCUAACGUUGUGCAAUCAUUUGGGACAUGUAGCCUAUUUGAGUCAUUAUGGAACUCAGACCACACGUAGCAGGUUAAACCUGGAGCCUGGCGCACGGUUCACAAUGUAAUUGUCAUCACAGUUCCAUGAUUAGUGAGGAUUAGGGUAGAUUUAUAGGACUCUUCAAACCUGUUUUUUUAUGAUUCCUACAUACUUUCCUAACCCAAAAAUGUUCCUAAAUAAUCUAACAGAUCAGAGUAUUUUAAAAUCUAUCAGUUGGUGCUGAAACAAAGAUGAAGAUGCAUACGUUCUAAUAAAAUUAUAAUUAAAGGUACACCAUAUUUAAAGGGAUGACUUGAGAUAAAUGUACUGAAAAACCUAUUGAAUGAAAACUCAAGAGAAAAUCUGUUAGCCAGCAUGUGGGAGGGUUUUUAGCAGUUUAAUUACAUGUAUUCAGCGAGCGCAAGGGAACUAUGCCUGCAAAGGCCAUUACGAACCUUCAUAAAGUAAGUCGGAAUACCAACUACUGAGAAGUGCGUAGGAAAGGUGUCAGUAAGAAAGGUGUAAUUUCCUAAUUCGGAAUCGGGCCCUUAGUGAUUGAGUUGAUGAACAACAAGGCUCCAGAGGUCAGAUGUAGUAUUAGCACAAAGUAUGGUUUCAAUAAACAUUGAAUGCUGGAUCAAAUAGAAUUAAGCUCAAUUAAAAGGACUGGAGUGUAUUGAAAUAUUGAUUGAUUUAUCUGUUUAAGCGUUACUGUUCGAACAGGUCUGAUGUACGUCAUGAAUCUGGUGUAUUUAUUUAUUUGUUGGUUUCAAUAAAUGCACUGUACAAAGAAUCUGUUUUGCAGACUUUCUUUACAUGUGUCCUACAUGUGCUUUCUCUGUCAUUAUCAAGAUGGCGCAUUAUAAUUAAUGUCCAUAGAGAGGACAGCAUGUGUGCAGAGUUGCAGCUGGAUGAGAGCCUUAGCCUGUUAGCUGCAUUGAUUUGCUGGAGCCAAUUGUCGUAGGAGGCUAGUGGUCCAUUGGUACACAGCUGGUGCCCUGGACUGAGACAGGCGUGAGCAGCUGCCCACUGGGUCGGACUCUGAACUGUGAGUGAAUAUCAUGAUGGAGUCUGAUAAACACUGAGACACUGGCAGAUACUCACACACACUGGGGGACUGUGAUAUGCUGAGAAACAGAGAAAUAUGAAAACAAAAAAAGACAGCCACAAACAGGGAUACAGAGAAACAUACCCAGGUUAUUCAAUGCUAGGGAGUACUAAUAAUACAGUAACAACAGCAACAUCAACAAACAACUUCUUUGUUUCUUUCUGUGUCUUUUUCUUUCUUUCUUUCUUUCUUUUUCUUUCUUUCUUUCUUUCUUUCUUUCUUUCUUUCUUUCUUUCUUUCUUUCUUUCUUUCUUUCUUUCUUUCUUUCUUUUCCAUUCAGUCUAUGCAGGAGCCUUUCAAGGGUAAAUCCCUCCACUAAUUAAAUAUGCAAAAUCUACCCCACUUUCAGCUCCAGCUAAUGUCCGUAAAACUACUUCUAAAGCUGGUCUGCCUUCCUCUGCUAUAGAAGGCUUGUGUGUUUAUGUCUCUUUCUUUCAGUCUUUCACACACUCGCACACGCACACACACACACACACACAAACACACACACAGUGUUAUGUCCUCAUUUGCAUGUGCUUAGCUUUAGAAUAAACACUUGAAAAUACAUAUGCAUCAUAUCAUUUAUGCAACUUUGUACUGAGAACCUCUUCUACACUGGGCUGUGGUUACACAAUAUGGCAGCUCAGAGAAACCUCAGAGAACCCUCAGAGAAACCUCAGAGAACCCUCAGUGUGUUAUGAUGAUGUUCAAGCUUGGCUCAUUGAUUUAUCCCAUCUCAGAUGUUGUGCCCAUUUUUCAAUUUCAAUUUUUAAAUACCAGUUUUGGCCAGUGGUUCACUUACUCUCUCCCCAGCUCCAACCCCCACCAUGGGAUCAGAGCAUCCCUUUCUGUGUGCCAGUUGAUGGGCAUAGUCUCUGUCCUGUUCCUCCGUGCCAGUGUGGUGAAGCUCUGCUGUGAGUCAGGAUUACAGUAAUAUACAGUAUAACCAUUGCUUGUUUUAAUGGGGGAUGGGUCAUGUUUUUACCCACCGAGGCCAGGGGUCUGUCAUGAUGCUGUCUGCAUCUAGAACAAACCUGGAUCAUUCUCAACAAUCCACACACAAUCACAACAACCAUGUCAUGUUCAAUUAUGCAAAAAAAUGCGGUGGCAGUUAUCCAUAUAGCAUAAUUUGUUUAUACUUUGAUAAAUAGCUAAAGAUAUUCCUACCAGCCCACAUAAAAAAAUACUAUGGUCUAAAUCCCUCAAACUCAACUCUGGACCUCGAAGCCAGUUCCACUGCAUUUUUUCUCUACUCAGGGACUGAUUUAGACCUGGGACACCAGGUGGGUGCAAUUCAUUAUCAGGUUGAACAGAAAACCAGCAGGCUCCGGAACCCGUAGGGUAAGAGUUGAAUACCGCUGGUCUAAAUACUGUAGUAUUACUAUAUUUAUAUACAGUUGAAGUCGGAAGUUUACAUACACCUUAGCCAAAUACAUUUAAACUCAGUUUUUCACAAUUCCUGACAUUUAAUCCUGGUAAAUAUUCCCUGUCUUAGGUCAGAAAGGAUCACCACUUUAUUUUAAGAAUGUGAAAUGUCAGAAUAAUAGUAGAGAGAAUUAUUUAUUUCAGCUUUUAUUUCUUUCAUCACAUUCCCAGUGGGUCAGAAUGUCACGUUUGUUGUAUAAAGGAUCGGACCAAGGUGCAGCGUGGUAUGCGUACAUAGUCGUUUAUUUUAAUAAACACAGACAAAAUAACAAAAUCCAACAGAACGUGAAGUUCAAGAGGCUUAACAUCAAACAAGCCAAAACAGAAACAAGAUCCCACAACUAAGGUAGGCAACAUGGCUGCCUAAGUAUGAUCCCCAAUCAGAGACAAUGACCGACAGCUGCCUCUGAUUGGGAAGCACACCCGGCCAACAUAUAAAUAUAUAAAUUAGAUUUCACACCCUGACCAACUCAACUAGAGAUCUCAAUGUCAGGGCGUGACAGUACCCCCCCCGACUCAUUAAAACCUGACUCAUUAGGGGAGGGUCCGGGUGGGCAUCUAGCCUCGGUGGCGGCUCCGGCUCCAGCUUCGGACGUGACGUAGGCAGUAAACUCUUCUCCCAUCCUGCCUCCCCUUUGCAUGCCCGGUCCAGUCUGGACCCCGGCGUGAUGCUCCCCCUCUCAGUCCUCCCACAAUGCACCAAUCCCUGUCUGGACCCUGGUGUGGGAGCCCUCAACCCUGGAGAGGGGCUGACGUCUGGUCCCGGCCCAGCAGUCCUCCCACGAUGCACCAAGUCCUGUCUGGACCCUGGUGUGGGAGCCCUCAACCCUGGAGAGGGGCUGACGUCUGGUCCCGGCCCAGCAGUCCUCCCACGAUGCACCAAGUCCUGUCUGGACCCUGAUGUGGGAGCCCUCGACCCUGGAGAGGGGCUGACGUCUGGUUCCGGCCCAGCAGUCCUCCCGCGAUGCACCAAGUCCUGUCUGGACCCUGGUGUGGGAGACCCCGACCCUGGAGAGGGGUUGAUGUCUGUACUGGAGUGGAGCAGCUGAUCGUCGCUGGAGGUCGGGUGCGUGGCGCUGGAACGGGCCGUACCGCCCUGGGGACACGCACCACUGGUUUGGUGCGAGGAGCAGGGACGGGCCGUACCAGACUGGAGACACGCACCACUGGUUUGGUGCGAGGAGCAGGAACGGGCCGUACCGGACUGGAGACACGCACCACUGGUUUGGUGCGAGGAGCAGGAACGGGCCUUACCAGGCUGGGGACACGCACCACUGGUUUGGUGCGAGGAGCAGGUACGGGCCGUACCGGACUAGAGACACGCAACACUGGUUUGGUGCGAGGAGCAGGUACGGGCCUUACCGGACUGUGAAGGAGCACUGGCGGCACAGUGCGUAAAGCCGGCGCAUAGCCUGGUGCCUGCAUGGUCACACGCUCCUCAAAGCGAGUACGGGGAGUUGGCUCUGCUAAACCUGGCUCCGCCAGCCUCUGCUCUAAGGAUCGAGCUCUCUGCUGCUGGAGAGUUAACUCCUCUCUCAGCUCCUCCUGUUGCCUGGCCAGCUCCUCUCUCCGUGCAUCCACUGACUCCUUCUCCCUGUGGGCCUCCUGCAGCGCCUCCUUCUGAACUAACAGCUCCCGUAAGGCAGUGGUCUCCUCUCUCAGAGUACUGAGCUGCAGGUCUUGAAGGGCAUCUAUCAUAGCGGCUUCUUCUAUCGCUAUCUCCCUCUCCACAAUCAGCCCUUCCAGGGCCUCCUGCUGCCUCUCGGGCUUCCUUCGUGAUCGGGACCUUUUGAGUCGCCGUUUUUUCUCUCCUGCCUGGGCUUCUUACUUCGCCCAGGGUCCCUUACCGGCCAAAAUCUCCUCCCAUGUCCAGAAUGUUUUUCCCACCUGUGUCCAGCAUGUCUGCUCCUCCUGGCCACGCUGCUUGGUCCGUUGGUGGUGGGAUCUUCUGUCACAUUCAUUGUAUAAAGGAUCUGAUCAAGGUGCAGCGUGGUAUGCGUACAUAGUCGUUUAUUUUAAUAAACACCGACAAAAUAACAAAAUCCAACAGAACGUGAAGUUCAAGAGGCUAAACAUCAAACAAGCCAAAACAGAAACAGAAACAAGAUCCCACAACUAAGGUAGGCGACAUGGCUGCCUAAGUAUGAUCCCCAAUCAGAGACAACGACCCACAGCUGCCUCUGAUUGGGAACCACACCCGGCCAACAUAGAAAUAUAUAAAUUAGAUUUCACACCCUGACCAACUCAACUAGAGAUCUCAAUGUCAGGGCGUGACACAGAAGUUUACAUACACUCAAUUAGUAUUUGGUAGCAUUGCCUUUAAAUUGUUUAACUUGGGUCAAUCGUUUCGGGUAGCCUUCCACAAGCUUCCCACAAUAAGUUGGAGAGUUGGUGGCCUCCUUGCUUGCACGCUUUUUCAGUUCUGACCACACAUUUUCUAUAGGAUUGAGGUCAGGGCUUUGUGAUGGCCACUCCAAUACCUUGACUUUGUUGUCCUUAAGCCAUUUUGCCACAACUUUGGAAGAAUGCUUGGGGUCAUUGUUCAUUUGGAAGACCCAUUUGCGACUAAGCUUUAACUUCCUGACUGAUGUCUUGAGAUGUUGCUUCAAUAAAUCCACAUAAUUUUCCUUCCUCAUGAUGCCAUCUAUUUUGUGAAGUGCACCAGUCCCUCCUGCAGCAAAGCACCCCCACAGCAUGAUGCUGCCACCCCAGUGCUUCACGGUUGGGAUGGUGUUCUUUCGGCUUGCAAGCGUCCAACCUUUUUCCUCCAAACAUAACGAUGGUCAAUAUGGCCAAACAGUUCUAUUUUUGCUUCAUCAGACCAGAGGACAUUUCUCCAAACAGUACGAUCUUUGUCCCCAUGUGCAGUUGCAAACUGUAGUCUGGCUUUUUUAUGGCGGUUUUGGAGCAGUGGCUUCUUCCUUGCUGAGCAGCCUUUCAGGAUAUGUCGAUAUAUGACUAGUUUUACUGUGGAUAUAAAUACUUUUGUACCUGUUUCCUCCAGCAUCUUCACAAGGUCCUUUGCUGUUGUUCUGGGAUUGAUUUGCACUUUUUGCAACAAAGUAUGUUAAUCUCUAGGAGACAGUCUCCUUCCUGAGCGGUAUGACGGCUGCGUGUUCCCAUGGUGUUUAUACUUACAUACUAUUGUUUGUACAGAUGAAUGUGGUACCUUCAGGCAUUUGGAAAUUUCUCCCAAGGAUGAACCAUACUUCUUUCUGAGGUCUUGGCUGAUUUCUUUUGAUUUUCCCAUGAUGUCAAGCAAAGAGAAACUGAGUUUGAGGGUAGGCCUUGAAAUACAUCCACUGGUACACCUCCAAUUGACUGAAAUGAUGUAAAUUAGUCUAUCAGAAGCUUCUAAAGCCAUGACAUCAUUUUCUGGGAUUUUCCAAGCUGUUUAAAGGCACAGUCAACUUAGUGUAUGUAAACUUCUGACCCACUGGAAUUGUGAUACAGUGAAUUAUAAGUGAAAUAAUCUGUCUGUAAACAAUUGUUGGAAAAAUUCCUUGUGUCAUGCACAAAGUAGAUGUCCUAACCGACUUGCCAAAACUAUAGUUUGUUAACAAGACAUUUGUGGAGUGGUUGAAAAACAAGUUUUAAUGACUCCAACCUAAGUGUAUGUAAACUUCUGACUUCAACGGUAUUAUAGUAUUCACUUUAGUGUUUUUGUGGACUUUACUGUAGUAUUCACUGUAGUGUUUUCGGGGAGAUGACAGUAGUAUACUAUAGUAUUCACUGUAGUAUUUUAGCUGUUUUUCAUGGUUUGGGCUAGGCCCCUUGGUUCCAGUGAAGGGAAAUCUUAACGCUACAGCAUACAAUUACAAUCUAGACGAUUCUGUGCUUCCAACUUUGUGGCAACAGUUUGGGGAAGGCCCUUUCCUGUUUCAGCAUGACAAUUCCCAUGUAAACAAAGCGAGGUCCAUACAGAAAUGGUUUGUUGAGAUCGGUGUGGAAAACUUGGCCUAAUUGCCAAACAUCAGUGCCCGGGCUCACUAAUGCUCUUGUGGCUGAAUGGAAGCAAGUCCCCGCAGAAAUGUUCCAACAUCUAGUGGAAAGCCUUCCCAGAAGAGUGGAGGCUGUUAUAGCAGCAAAGGGGGGACUAACUCCAUAUUAAUGCCCAAGGGCUAGGGGUGACUAUUUAACAGUCUGAUGGUCUGGAGAUUGAAGCUGUUUUUCAGUCUCUCGGUCCCAGGUUUGAUUAAACAGUACUGUCUCCGCCUUCUAGAUGAGAGCGAGGUGAAGAGGCCGUGGCUCAGGUGGCUGAGGUCCUUGAUGAUCUUCUUGGCCUUCCUGUGACACCGGGUGCUGUAGAUGUCUUGGAGAGCAGGCAGUGUGCCCCCGGUGAUGCGUUGGGCUGACUGCACCACCCUCUGGAGAGCCCUGCGAUUGUAGACGGUACAAUUGCAGUGCCAGGUAUUGAUACAGCCCGACAGGAUGCUCCCAAUGGUGCAUCUGUAGAAGUUUGUGAGGGUCUUAGGGGCCAAGCUGAAUUUCUUCAGCCUCAUGAGGUUGAAGACACAAUGUUGCGCCUUUUUCACAACACUGUCUGUGUGGAUGGACCAUUUCAGUUUGUCAGUGAUGUGCACACCGAGGAACUUGAAGCUUUUCACCCUCUCCACUGCAGCCCUGUCAAUGUGGAUGGGGGCGUGCUCUCUCUGCUGUCUCCUGAAGUCCGCAAUCAGCUCCUUCAUUUUGCUGACGUUGAGGGAGCGGUUAUUGUCCUGGCACCACUCCAGGGCCCUCACCUCCUCCCUGUAGGCUGUCUCGUCGUUGAUGGUAAUCAGGCCUACCACUCUUGUGUCAUCAGCAAACUUGAUGAUUGAGUUGGAGAAGUGGGUGGUCACGCGUUCACGGGUGAAAAGGGAGUACUGGAUGGGGCUGAGCACACACCCUUGUGGGGCCCGUGUUGAGGAUCAGCAUGGUGGAGGUGUUGUUGCCUACCUUCACCACGUGGGGUCGGUGGCACAAUUAGGGGUUCAGACCCAGGGCCCCGAGCUUACUGAUGAGCUUGGAGGGCACUAUGGUGUUGAAGGCUGAGCUGUAGUCGAUUAACAGCAUUCUUACAUAGGUAUUCCUCUUGUCCAGGUGGGAUAGGGCAGUGUGCAGUGCGAUGGCAAUUGCAUCAUCCAUGGAUCUGUUGGGGCGGUACGCAAAUUGUUGUGGGUCUAGGGUAUCGGGUAAGGUGGAGGUGAUAUGGUACUUAACUAGCCUCUCAAAGCACUUCAUGAUGACAAAAGUGAGUUCAACGGGGCAAUAGUCAUUUAUUUAGCUCAGUUACAGUGCAUUCAGAAAGUAUUCAAACCCCUUGACUUUUUCCACAUUCUGUUACGUUACAGCCUUAUUCUAAAAUUGAUUAAAUUAAUUGUUUUCCUCAUCAAUCUACACACAAUACCCCAUAAUGACAAAGCGAAAACAGGGUUUAAGAAAUGUUUUCAAAUGUAUAAAAAAAUUAAAACAGAAAUACCUUAUUUACAUAAGUAUUCAGACCCUUUGCUAUGAGACUCGAAAUUGAGCUCAGGUGCAUCCUGUUUCCAUUGAUCAUCCUUGAGAUGUUUCUACAACUUGAUUGGAGUCCACCUGUGGUAAAUUCAAUUGAUUGGACAUGAUUUGGAAAGGCACACACCUGUCUAUAUAAGGUCUCACAGUUGACAGUGUAUGUCAGAGCAAAAACCAAGCCAUGAGGUCGAAGGAAAUGUCCGUAGAGCUCCGAGACAGGAUUGUGUUGAGGCACUGAUCUGGGGAAGGGUACCCAAAAAAUUCUGCAGCAUUGAAAGUCCCCAAGAACACAGUGGCAUCCAUCAUUCUUAAAUGGAAGAAGUUUGGAACCAUCAAGACUCUUCCUAGAGCUGGCCGCCCGGCCAAACUGAGCAAUUGGGGAAGAAGGGCCUUGGUCAGGGAGGUGACCAAGAACCCAAUGGUCACUCUGACAGAGCUCCAGAGUUCCUCUGUGGAGAUGGGAGAACCUUCCAGAUGGACAACCAUCUCUGCAGCACUCCACCAAUCAGGCCUUUAUGGUAGAGUGGCUAGACGGAAGCUACUCCUCAGUAAAAGGCACGACAGCCCGCUUGGAGUUUGCCAAAAGGCAGCUAAAGGACUCUCAGACCAUGAGAAACAAGAUUCUCUGGUCUGAUGAAACCAAUAUUGAACUAUUUGGUCUGAAUGCCAAGCGUCACGUCUGGAGGAAACCUGGCACCAUCCCUACGGUGAAGCAUGGUGGUGGCAGAAUCAUGGUGUGGGGAUGGUUUUCAGCGGCAGGGACUGGGAUCAAGGGAAAGCUGAACGGAGCUAAGUAGAGUGAGAUCCUUGUUGAAAACCUGCUCCAGAGCGCUCAGGGCCUCAGACUGGGGCGAAGGCUAAUCUUCCAACAGGACAACGAUCCUAAGCACACAGCCAAGACAACGCAGAAGUGGCUUCGGGACAAGUCUCUGAAUGUCCUUGAGUGGCCCAGCCAGAGCCUGGACUUGAACCCGAUUGAACAUCUCUGGAGAGACCUGAAAAUAGCUGUUCAGCGAUGCUCCCCAUCCAACCUGACAGAGCUUGAGAGGAUCUGCAGAGAAGAAUGGGAGAAACUCCCCAAAUACAGGUGUGCCAAGUUUGUAGCGUCAUACCCAAGAAGACUCAAGGCUGUAAUCACUGCCAAAGGUGUUUCAACAAAGUACUGAGUAAAGGGUCUGAAUACUUAUAUAAAUGUGAUAUUACUGUUUUUAAUUUUUUAUGAAUUUGAAAAAACCUGUUAUUCCUUUGUUGUUAUGGGGUAUUGUGUGUUGAUUGAUGAGGGGAAAAAAACAAUUUAAUCCAUUUUAGAAUAAGGCUGUAACGUAACAAAAUGUGGAAAAAGUCAAGGGGCCUGAAUACUUUCCGAAUGCACUGUACCUUCACUUUCUUGGGUAUAGGAACAAUGGUGGAUAUCUUGAAGCAAGUGGGGGCAACAGACUGGGAUAGGGAGAGAUUGAAUAUGUCCGUAAAAACUCCAGCCAGCUGGUCUGCACAUGUUCUGAGGACGCGGAUUGGGAUGUCUGGGCCGGCAGCCUUGCGAGGGUUAACAAGCUUAAAUGUCUUACUCACUCCGGCCACAAGAGCUUACAGUCCUCAUGAGCGGCGGUGGCCCGCGUGGGUGGCCUGUGUUGGUGGCUCUGUGUUGUCCUCGAAGUGGCAAAGGUGUUUAGCUUUUCCAGGAGCGAGGCGUCAGUGUCCACAACGUGGCUGGCUUUCCAUUUAUAGUCUGUGAUUGUCUGGAGUCCCUGCCACAUACGUCUCGUGUCUGAGCCGUUGAAUUGUGACUCCACUUUGUCCCUGUGCUGUCAUAUAGCCUCUUUGAUUGCCUUACGGAGGUCAUAGCUGGUCUGUUUGUACACGUCCAUGGGGGGGAUAUACACGGCCGUGUAUAAAAAAAGAUCUUGGGAGGUCAUGCGGUCGGCAUUUGAUGGUGAGGUGUUCUAGAUCGGGAUAACAAAAGGACUUGAGUGGACAAUUCAGAAGUACAGUUUUGUUCGAGGGCAUUCGUGGCACACCUGCCCCGCAUCCACGUCACCGAGCAUGGAAUUCUGUUCAUAGAUUAAAAACCAACUGCCAGUUCCUUUUGGCUUUACCAGUAUAAAUCAUCAACAAUAAGACAUACCCAGAUAGUGGCUUGCUCUACUCAAACAAUCAUAAAUAUGCCAGGUACGAUCCUCUUUGAUUACAUUUUGCAUUUACAUUUUGCAGAUGCUCUUAUCCAGAGUGACUUACAGUUAGUGAGUGCAUACAUUUUCAUACUGGCCCCCAGUGGGAAACAAACCCACAACCCUGGCGUUGCAAGCGCCAUGCUCUACCAACUGAGCUACAGGGUGCUUGAUGAUAUGAUAUGUGACUUGAAGUCUUAAGCCACUAACUGGGUAUGUAUUGUUGGUUGUCUGAUGAUUACUGUUGAUUUAUACUGGUAAAGCCAACAGGAACUGGUUUAUUUCUGUGAGCAACCAAUUUGUGACCAUGCUGUCUUGAAUAAAUGUUUGGGGUGUGGUCAAUCUUCUGAAUGGUAUGUGUUGAGUUUGACCAUCAAUGAGUUUAUUCAUGUUGAACAAUAUUCAAGAUGUUCAUUAUGUAAAUUGCCACAGCUUUUCUGGUUUGAGGUCUAGGCAGUUUAUUUCCAAUGCCCUACAAUGUGACUGUCUUUAAGUAAAGUCAUUUGAAGUUUGAAAAUAUAUAUUGUUUAUGUAAAUGUAAAAACUGUUAUUUUCUACCAUCAGAAGUACAGUAUUGUACAACACUGUUGUGUUUCAGAACGCUAUCUUGUGGAACUAACAGAUUUAAGAAGUAAUUUGGUAAUGUGUUAUUUAUCUGUCAAAGAAGCAAAUCUAAUCCUCUAAGCUUUAAUUAACUUUGCUUGUUUGUUAUCUGCCUCUGUACUAUUUCCUUUAAUGGGCCAAGAACCUGUCUAAUGUUAAGAUGUUACAAUUGUAAUACGUUUUUUAUAUUUUUUGCUAAGGUAUUGUCUGGUCCGUUGCAUUGCUCAGAACUGUUGACCCAACUCAAUAGAUGGCCUGUCAUGAACCUGCUUAUGUUCUGGUUGAGGUGUUACCCUCAUUAAACAGUAACUGGCGUAGUCUGGUAGUUGUGCCACUUUAGCUAACCCUAGUCAGCAGGUGUUACUACAAUAUACUACAGUCAUGUCUGCUAAAACACUACAGUAAAUACUACAGUCAUGCCCGCAAAAACACUACAAUAAAUACUAUAGUAUACUAGUCAUGUCCGCAAAAACACUACAGUGACUACUGUAAAGUCCGCAGAAAACACUACAGUGAAUACUAUAUUAUAAACUGGGUGGUUCGAGCCCUGAUUGCUGAUUGGCUGAAAGCCGUGGUGUAUCAGACCGUAUACCACGGGUAUGACAAAACAUUAAUUUUUACUAUUCUAAUUUCGUUGGUAACCAGUUUAUACAGUGCCUUACAAAAGUAUUCAUCCCCCUAGGUGUUUUUCCUAUUUUGUUGCAUUACAACCUGUAAUUUAAAUUGAUUUUUAUUUGGAUUUCAUGUAAUGGACAUACACAAAAUAGUCCAAAUUGGUGAAGUGAAAUUUAAAAAAUAACUUGUUUAAAAAAAAUCUAAAAAAUGUAUAACGGAAAAGUGGUGCGUGCGUAUGUAUUCACCCCCUUUGCUAUGAAGCCCCUAAAUAAGAUCUGGUGCAACCAAUUACCUUCAGAAGUCACAUAAUUAGUUAAAUAAAGUCCACCUGUGUGCAAUCUAAGUGUCACAUGAUCUGUCACAUGAUCUCAGUAUAUAUACACCUGUUCUGAAAGUCCCCAGAGUCUGCAACACCACUAAGCAAGGGGCACCACCAAGCAAGCGGCACCAUGAAGACCAAGGAGCUCUCCAAACAGGUCAGGGACAAAGUUGUGGAGAAGUACAGAUCAGGAUUGGGUUAUAAAAAAAUAUCAGACAUUUUGAACAUCCCACGGAGCACCAUUAAAUCCUUUAUUAAAAAAUGGAAAGAAUAUGGCACCACAACAAACCUGCCAAGAGAGGGCUGCCCACCAAAACUCAUGGACCAGGCAAGGAGGGCAUUAAUCAGAGAGGCAACAAAGAGACCAAAGAUAACCCUGAAGGAGCUGCAAAGCUCCACAGCGGAGAUUGGAGUAUAUGUCCAUAGGACCACUUCAAACCGUAUACUCCACAGAGUUGGGCUUUACGGAAGAGUGACCAGAAAAAAGCCAUUGCUUAAAGAAGAAAAUAAGCAAACACGUUUGGUGUUCGCCAAAAGCCAUGUGGGAGACGCCCAAACAUAUGGAAGAAGGUACUCUGGUCAGAUUAGACUAAAAUUGAGCUUUUUGGCCAUCAAGGAAAACGCCAUGUCUGGCGCAAACCCAACACCUCUCAUCACCCCGAGAACACCAUCCCCACAGUGAAGCAUGGUGGUGGCAGCAUCAUGCUGUGGAUAUGUUUUUUAUCGCCAGGGACUGGGAAGCUGGUCAGAAUUAAAGGAAUGAUGGAUGGCGCUAAAUACAGGGAAAAUCUUGAUGGAAACCUGUUUCAGUCUUCCAGAGAUUUGAGACUGGGACGGCGGUUCACCUUCCAGCAGGACAAUGACCCUAAGCAUACUGCUAAAGCAACACUCGAGUGGUCUAAGGGGAAACAUUGAAAUGUCUUGGAAUGGCCUAGUCAAAGCCCAGACCUCAAUCCAAUUGAGAAUCUGUGGUAUGACUUAAAGAUUGCUGUACACCAGUGGAACCCAUCCAACUUGAAAGAGCUGGAGCAGUUUUGCCUUGAAGAAUGGGCAAAAAUCCCGGUGGCUAGAUGUGCCAAGCUUAUAGAGACAUACCCCAAGAGACUUGCAGCUGUAAUUGCUACAAAAGGUGGCUCUACAAAGUAUUGACUUUGGGGGGGUGAAUAGUCAUACACGCUCAAGUUUUCUGUUUUUUUGUCUUAUUUCUUGUUUGUUUCACAAGAAAAAAUAUUUUGCAUCUUCAAAGUGGUAGGCAUGUUGUGUAAAUCAAAUGAUACAAACCCCCCAAAAAUCCAUUUUAAUUCCAGGUUGUAAGGCAACAAAAUAGGAAAAAUGCCAAGGGGCGUGAAUACUUUCGCAAGCCACUGUAAUAGCAAUGAGGCACCUAAGGGGUUUGUGGUAUAUGGCCAAUAUACAGUACCACAGCUAAGGGCUGUAUCCAGUCACUUCGCAUUGCGUCGUGCAUAAGAACAGCCCAUAGCCAUGGUAUAUUGGCCAUAUACCACAUCCCCUUGUGCCUUAUUGCUUAAGUUUACUACAGUCAUGCCCACAAAAACUCUACAAGGAAUACUACAGUAUAUAAAUAGAGUAAUACUACAGUAUUUAGACCAUAGUUUACUAUAUAAUUUUUUCAUGUGGGUUAGCUGUAAAUGUGUAACAUGUUUGAUGUUUGAACUAGGACCACAAUGGAAAUAAAUCAUAAACUUGUUUUGUGUUAUGGAAAUUUCUAAAUGCAUUUGUGGUUGUAUUGUGCUUUUAAAUAGUCUAAUAAAACCAAUCAAGGGAUAUGACAGUAUGGAGUAUAGUAUUCUACAGUAUACUACAAAAUUCUAUAAUAAGUACUACACGAUCGAGGGGGAACUUCAGAGGAAACCCCCGGCAUGAGCUCCCCAAGGACAUCAUGUUCAAAUCAAAACAGCAUCGACAAAGCUAGCACCUAGUAGUAAAGCUAGCUAGCAGUCCAAUUGAUCUAAAAAUUCUAAAGUAAGCACUACAUGAUGAAGAGAUAACAGUGUGUAGUAUGAUAUUCUACAGUAUACUACACAAUUCUAUAGCAAGCAAUACACGAUCGAGGGGGAUACUACAGUUGUGUAGUAUAGUAUUCUCCAGUAUACUACAAAAUUCUAUAGAAAGUACUACACAAUCGUGUGUCGUAUAGAACUCUCCAGUAUACUACAAAACGUUCAAGUAAGUACUACACAUGGUCAAGGGAUAGUGCAGUGUGUAGUAUAGUAUUCUACAGUAUACAACAAAAGUAUAUAGUAAGCACUAGACGAUCGAGGGAGACUGCAGUGUGGAGUAUAGGAUUCUACAGUAUACUACAGUUUAUUACAGAAUUCUAUAGUAAGUACUAUAGUUUUCUAUAGUAAACUGUAAUAUGUUUUUAUGUGGGAGCACUCACAAGAAAACAAUGGAACCGAAUAGACCUUAAAUAUUUCUACACUAUGCAAACAUCUAUUGAUAUAGUAUGUCUGAUUUUGUCAAAUUAAUAUUCAUGUUCACUCUUCCACUGGAAUAAGCAGCAGUAAUUUAGUGAUUUCUCUCCCUGCUCUGUAAUGUGGAUGUCAUGCUGUGAAGCUCAAUGCAUCUUCAAAAGGAAAAGCUAAUGCCACUAAACUGGGUCGCCAACGUAAGCAAAUGAUUUUAUAAGAGAAAAGUUUGGGGGUAGAACUGGAAGGAGUACAUUAACUUAUAAUGGCUUGCCCGGGGGAUAAUUGUAUCAUUUGGUCCAGGGGGACAUGAAAGGACGUGACACAGCCUGAUGAUUAUGGUAUGUCUGCAUUCAGUAAAUAUUCUCAAAGAGCCAAUUUAUGCUUGAACCGAAAAUGUGGUCAGAGGCGCCGUAUGGAUGGUGUGACGCAAAUGCGAAGCCUCCGGAGGCACGGCAGAGGCCAAAUUGAGCACCGUACUGCAUCGCCAUACGCCUCUCAAAUUUUGUAACAGUGCGGUAGGCUCCGUAUAGCUCCGCAUUGACAUGAUUGGUUGACAUUAGGUGAGGGUGGGAGGUCCUGUAUAAACACAAACUCACUUCCUUGACAACAGCUCUGCUCAACAGCUUUGCGCUGCUACCGCAAACCGCAAGAAGUAUGAAUGCCCUGACUUCUGCAGAGGCCAUAUCAACAUAAAUGCUGCACGGCCAAUGCAGACCCCAGAUUGACGAUGCAGCGCCUUUAAGUGCUCUCUUUUCCUUGGCCUUGUUUCUUUACCUUGAACAUAUAUACUCUAGGAUCACAGCGUUCAAAGUAAAGAGCCACCAAGGAAAUGGGAAGAGAAGGACAACAUUUAAUUGGUUUACAUUUGAAUUAGUUUACUGUCAUCUGUUUAUUGCAUACUGUUAUCAUGGCUGACUAUCAGGUAUGCAAUAAUAAUAAUAUGCCAUUUAGCAGACACUUUUAUCCAAAGCGACUUACAGUCAUGCGUGCAUACAUUUUUUUGUGUAUGGGUGGUCCCGGGGAUCGAACCCACUACCCUGGCGUUACAAGCGCCGUGCUCUACCAGCUGAGCUACAGAGGACCACCUUGAAUGGUGAGGAAAAGGAAUCAAAAUGCACCCUAGACUUCUGGAUGUGGUGGAUAAUAACAUGGCUUUGUUAAUGUCCCUUUUAAUGAAGGUGUCACACCAUUAAGCAUCCCCCAGCCUGUCUGAUGGUUAGGGGUUUUCUCUAGCAUGUGAACAUAACAGCAUGCCUAAGUGUCAGGCAUUAGAACCAUUUAGAGGGAAGAUCCCCCGGGCCUUCUAAAUCCAAUGGUCAAGCUAAUGUUACUGAUUGAUAAGGAGAGCGAGAGAAAGAGAGAGAGAGAGAGAGCGUGCACGCGCGCCUUAACCAGCGCUUGUGCAUUUGUGAGACCAAUGUGAGACAUUGUAACCCAGAGCCCAUAAUUCGACUAGGAUUCUUCAUUAAGACUUUCAUAUAUGAGUCAUGAAAUAUGUAAGGUAAGGACCCACCCAGUGGUGAAGCUGUGGGGAUCAGGGGAGGGGAGGAGAGAACUAGACUAGGGUUCAUAUGGGCAUGAUGAAGGCCAGUCCCUUCAAAAAUUAUUUUUAAACUAAACAGAAUUAAAAAGAAGAAGAAAGCUAUUACUAACUUCCAUGGACACUAUUAAAUAUGUCAAUCAUGUUAAGUAGCCUAAUAAUUAACCCAUGUAUUGAUGUGAAAACAGAUUUGUAUUUAUAUGAAUGAAUUUAUUAUGUUUGUAAAAUGUGGAAAAAAACCUUUAAUAAAUAUUAUUAAAAAAUAUAUUUAACAAAGUAAAGGCCACUAUGCAAGGGGGGUAGAUUAUAUGGGGUGAGAGCUAGAGCAUGUGAUAAAAUGUGUCUUCGCAUGUGUUGGGGGGGAAGGGCAUAAUGCACUGUAACUUGUGAGUGGAGCUUGAAAACUGGAGACGGGGAGGUGCUAUGAAUGCAUUGCCUCUACAUGCUUAUGGUUGGCUGUUGUGAUGGAACCAGGUCAGGUGAACUGGGAUCUUGUGAAUGAGUCUUCCCAGCUAACAACAAAUGUUCCCACAACUUUAGAGAACGUUCCCUUAAGAGUCUCAUUAGGUCAUUAACUAAUGUUUUCAUAGGAAUGUUCCCGUGAUGUGCAAGGAUAAGUUCCAAGAGACUAUUCCCUUAUUGUGAAAUAGAACUUACCCAGAACAUGGUUGCCAUGUUCUCAGAACUUAAGAUAUUAAUGUUUUAGACACGUUUCAUGGGAACGUUGCAAGAACAUUCAUGUGCCCAGUUUUUUUGUGGGUUAGGAGAAUAUUCUAUCAAUGUCCCCCCAAACAUACAUAGAACAUGGUUGCCAUGUUCUCAGAACCUAAGAUAUUAAUGUUCUUGAAACGUUUUAUGGGAACGUUGCAAGAACAUUCAUGUGUCCAGUUUUCUGAGGAUUAGGAGAAUAUUCCAUCAACGUCCUACCAGACAUGCACAGAACACGGUCACCAUGUUCUCAGAAUAAAAGCUAUUAAUGCUCUAGACACGUUUCAUGGGAACGUUGCAAGAACAUUAAUGUGUCCAGUUUUCUGAGGGUUAGGAGAAUAUUCCAUCAACAUCACACUAAACAUACACAGAACACAGUUGCCAUGUUUAAAGAAUAUAAGAUAUUAAUGCUCUAGACACGUUUCAUGGGAACAUUGCAAGAACAUUGAUGUGUCCAGUUUUCUGAGGGUUAGGAGAAUAUUUCAUAAACGUCACACUAAACAUACACAGAACACAGUUGCCAUGUUCUCAGAAUUUAAGAUAUUAAUGUUCUAGACACGUUUCAUGGGAAUGUUGCGGGAACAUGUAUCAAUUGUCAGGACAUUCCCUGAUGGUCCCAAAUCAUUUUUUUACUAUGCAAAUGCACAAAAGCUGUGUGCAUUAAGGAAAUAGACUCCUGGCUCAAAUAGAAGCCUGUCUCUAAUAAGUACCUGUUGUGUACAGUGAUGUAAGCUAAUAAACGCCUGGGCUAUUCAUUGAAAUUUUAUGGUAGUUGUCUAAUGUUGGUGGGGCAUGUUAACCUGUUUUAUUGAUACUCCUGAAUUACUAUUAUCAAUAAAACUGUUUUUCUUGAGUGUACUUUUAACAGUGCUGAGAUUUACUUCAAAGUGCAUUCACCCUAUUGCUUAAAGCCUUACACCUAUCAAGUUGUUUCAGGACAUGGCCUAACAAUACUGGCCCAAUAAGUACGUCAUAGAGAUAUCCCUUAUUGAGACAGUGGUUAGGGCCUUUGUCAUUGGUGUUGGUGUCCUGUGUUCGAGAAUUGCUAGGCCCUCAAACUCAACUCUGGAACCUCGAAGCCAGUUCCACUGCUUUCUUUUCAUUGUUCCCCUUUAAUCAGGGAUUUAGGGUGCAAUUAAGUAUCAGGUAGAACAGAAUACCAGCAUGCUCCAGACCUUGUAGGGUAAGAGUUGAAUACCCCAGGGAACUAAUUAGUAGGAACACCUUUUGUCAUGAUUGUGCUGUCGCCAGAUUGACUUUAGAUGCAGUAUAACUUUAGCCAGCUAACUAAGAUUGAGGGGACCACCGUAUUUUAGCUAGCUAACAUUAGUAUUAUUAGCAAUUUUUCAUGAACUUUGCUAGUAACAGUAAUGGCAACAUUGCCAUCCUAAUAUGGCAAAGUUGUUUCCUACUAAUUAUUUGCCUACUUUAGCAAUGUCAUCGUAUUUCCAUGCCACUCUAAGUUAGUGUAAUUUAGACAAAACAGUCACAUUAGCCUCUGUGGUGCAACCCAUGUCUAGGGCGCAAAUAAAUAUUGGAUGCAGCUAUGGUGGUACUAGCUAACUCAUGUCUGACUACAACAGUGUUCUAACUAGCAGCAACAAACUCAAACCAACCCAGGGCCAUAGCAAAACAUGUCACAGUUGGUUGCAUAGUGUAACGGCGUCACUGGCCUGAAUCUAAUCCAUUCUGGAGUCAGUCAGUCUACAUCUGUAAAGCAUAGAGUAAGCUUCCAAACAAGAUUACGUUAUUUCUCGAGCUAUGUUUAUAAUUGAGGGAUGAUGGCAAUCGUUGACCCUGUUUUUUUGUUAGACAAAGUGCACAGUUGGGUGCCAAACUGAUCCCCUGGUCAUGAACGGAUGCCGGGACCUACCAGAAGGAGCAAAGGUGGGAAUCAUAACAUUUCCAGCAAUGUGAUUACAAUGGUUUAGCGACCUCCAAAAAUGAUUUAAUUUACUGUUCACUUGCUAUUUUCACAGCUUCUCAGGCAAGACCUCAAAAUAAAAGUGUGUCAUGCGACACAAGUAUCGUUGUGACACCUCCUCCGUUGUUGGCAGUCUCCCUCAACUCAUAUGAAAAGGACAUGCCAUCAUGGCGCCUCUGAUAGUGACCCGAGUUACUGCCCUGAUGACACAGACAGCUUCAUCAACAACGACAGGUAAUGUGUGUUAUGUGAAAUGUGAAAAGGUGUAUUCAAAAUACCCGGUUUGAUAAACUAAUAGGCUAAUUCCCCAGCCAAGCAGAUACAACUAGUCGAGUCAUUUUGUUUGUGAAGUGCAUUAGCAAAAAGCUUUGUCCUUUCUUUAGACCAAAAUGCAAUUUACCACUUGGCUGUCUAUUACUGUAUAUCGCCCUGUCACAGGACCCCUCCAGUCAAUACCACCUCAUCAGAUUGCCUACUACUGUUGUUUGAGAGAUGUCCAGUUUGCAGCCGAACAUGGAGCAUAGAGAAGACCAGCAAGAGGGGCCUGAUCAGCAUCAUGCAGACAUGCCCUCGCUGUGAGCAUUAAUAUGAAUGGAACAGUCAGCCACCUGUUGGCAAGUAUCCGGCCAGCAACCUUCACCUGUCAGCGACAACAGCUUUCACAGGCUCAUCAUUUGUAUAAAUACAGAACACAGCGAUCAGGUUGGUUCUACCAGACCAUUACCACCGUUGAUAAUGUAGUCAGUGCUCUGUGUGUGUGUGUGUUUGUGUGUGACCGACCAGUAUCUUUGAUGAGGGGCCAGGAGGUGAUCUACGCUGCUAUAACCAUCAAUGGGGCCUCACCUCCAGCCUCACCUCUUGCCUGCUCACCAACGGUCGUUGAUGGGGAGAACAGAAUUAGGUAGGUUUAGUCUGACCUGUUCAAACUUCAACAGAGUAUAUGUUUGAGUGUCAGAUAUAACCUGUCCCUAACUGCCAUUGGUAAUACAACAGUGACUGUGUGUAUGUGUUCACAGAUGCAGAUAGAACUGCCACUCAACACAUCCACAAUGAGAUGAUUACUAAUAAUACAGUACAGCACAAAUGUCCAGUAAUAGCAACACCCUUUUCACUCCAUGUGUCACUGAUGAGCUCUGCCUCAAUUCUGCCUAUUUCUACAGAUGGACUGGAGAUGCUUUGGCCAGACGGCAGUCUCAGUCGUUUGAUAUAAUUGGGUAGGUUUAUCUGACCUGUUCAAACUGUGUGUCAGAUAUUACCUAUCCUAACUGCCAUUGGUAAUAGAACAGUGACUAUGUUUGUAUGUGUUCACAGAAACAUAUAUGGAGCCAGUACAUGGAAACUUGGAAGAUGAUGUGAUGAAGUCCAGACUGACAGACGGGCUUGAUACUGAUGUCUCUGAAUGGAGAGAGACCUGGCACUCGACAUUCAUAUUUUAAUAGACAACUUUUACUUGUGUGGUCUUUUUUAUUAUUCAAUUGUAUGUAUACGGGACACCACACAGGAAGGUAUGAUCACUCUGACAUGUUUGCCAGGGCAGCCCCAUUACCACCAGACAAAAUGCCGAUAGGCACAGUAUCUGUAUUGGCUGGGAAUUACAAUGAAAGGUGAAAGGUGCACAUUGUUAUAUUAGCAAUUAUAACACUCAUUAUAUAAAAAAUGUAUGUGGACACCCCUUCAAAUUAGUGAAUUCGGCUAUUUCAGCCACACCCGUUGAUGACGGGUGUAUAAAAUCUAGCACACAGCCAUGCAAUCUCCAUAGACGAACAUCGGCAGUAGAAUGGUCUUACUGAAGAGCUCAGUGACUUUCAAUGUGGCCCCGUCAUAGGAUGCCACCUUUCCAACAAAUCAGGUCAACUGUAAGUGCUGUUAUUGUGAAGUGGAAACGUCUAGGAGCAACAAUGGCUCAGUCGCGAAGUGAUAGGCCACACAAGCUCACAGAACAGGACCGCAGAGUGCUGAAGCGCGUAAUGCGUAAAAAGCAACUUCAGCACAAUAACUUUUAGUCGGGAGCUUCAUGAAAUGGGUUUCCAUGGCCGAGCAGCCGCACACAAGCCUAAUAUCACCAUGCGCAAUGCCAAGCGUCGGCUGGAGUGGUGUAAAGCUUGCCGUCAUUGGACUCUGGAGCAGUGGAAACGUGUUCUCUGGAGUGAUGAAUCACGCUUCACCAUCUGGCAGUCCGACGGACUAAUCUGGGUUUGGCGGAUGCCAGUAGAACGCCACCUGCCCCAAUGCAUAGUACCAACUGUAAAGUUUUGGGGAGGAGGAAUAAUGGUCUGGGGCUGUUUUUCAUGGUUUGGGCUAGGCCCCUUAGUUCCAAUGAUAUUCUAGACGAUUCUGUGCUUCCAACUUUGUAGCAAUAGUUUGGGAAAGGCCCUUUCCUGUUUCAGCAUGACAAUGCCCCCAUACAGAAAUGGUUUGUCGAGAUCGGUGUGGAAGAACUUGACUGGCCUGCACAGAGCCCUGACCUCAACCCCAUCGAACACCUUUGGGAUGAAUUGGAACGCUGACUGCGAGCCAGGCCUAAUCGCCCAACAUCAGUGCCUGCCUCACUAAUGCAAGUCCCCGCAGCAAUGUUCCAACAUCUAGUGGAAAGCCUUCCCAGAAGAGUGGAGGCUGAUAUAGCAUCAAAGGGGGGACCACCUCCAUAUUAAUGCCCAUGAUUUUGGAAUUAGAUGUUCGAUGAGCAGGUGUCCACAUACCUUUGGUCAUGUAGUGUAUCUGAUUAAAAAGAAUUAAAAAUAAAUAAAUUACAUGUUUGUGCUACAUGGUAUAUGUGGUGUAGAUUUCAAUAAGACGAUAGUUCUCUUUGAGAUGCUCAGCUAUAUAGAAUUAAUACAUUCUGAUAAUUUAUCAUUUAUUCUCAAGGGGAAAUUCUAUAGAAUCCCAUAUUUCAAUGAGAAACACAUUUUAAUUAGAUCAGGUAGGUGUGUUGUAACUGUUGCCAAAUAAUGACAUUAACAUAUUUUGCUAAGAAUGUGAGAGUAGGGUGAUUCCCCUAGCGGGUCUCGAAACCAGGCCACCAGCACCAAUGAGGAAGGCCCUUACCACUGUCACAGUAAGGGAUAUCUCUAGGACAUCUGCUUAUUGGGCCAGUAUAGUUAGGCCCUGUCCUGAAAACAUUUGAUAGGUAUAAGGCUGUAAGCAAUAGAGUGAAUGCACUUUAAAGUAAAUCUCAGCUCUGUUAAAAGUACACUCAAGAUAAACUUGUAUUGAUCAUAGUGAUUCAGGAGUAUCAUUAACAUGCUCCACCAACAUUAGACAACUAUACUGAAAGCCCAUAAAUUGCUGAAAUAAGUUAAUCAAAUCAAUGAUUAGAAUAGUCAGAUUAACCAAUACAUGAAACAGACAUCGUGGCGUAGAAGGAAGAUCGGUGUACCAUGAACCAAGAGGUUGAGUUCAAAUCCCAGGUGAGGACUGUUGAAUAAUAAUUACUGCAUAAAUGAACAUGCACAAUGUAAUCAUAUAUAUCAAAGUGUGUCAAAUAUCAAAGUUGAAAACUGAACCAGGUUUUCCUCUAUGAUUUUGCCUGUGCUUAGCUCUAUUCUGUUUAUUUUUAUCAUAAAAAAAACUCCCUAGUCCUUGCCGAUGACAAGCAUACCCAUAACAUGAUGCAGCCACCAACAUGCUUGAAAAUAUGAAUAGUGAUACUCAGUGAUGUGUUGUGUUGGAUUUGCCUCAAACGUAACACUUUGUAUUCAGGACAUAAAGUUAAUUUCUUAGUCAUACUUUAGUGCCGUAUUGCAAACAGGAUGCAUGAUUUGGAAUAUUUGUAUUCUGUACAGGCUUCCUUCACACUUAAUAUUGUGGAGUAACUACAAUGUUGUUGAUCCAUCCUCAGUUUUCUCCUAUCACAGCCUUUAAACUGUAACUGUUUCAAUCAUUUAGACCACAAUAGAAUGCUGCUGUAGAUUACUGGGAAUUUCUCAUUUUCUCACAAGUUUCAAACAAACAGACAUAGCUCAACAACAAAGAACAAAUGUAAAUCACAAGUUAAUUUAAUUUUAAAGAGUACAACCUCUUCUUUAAUAUGACACCACAUUCAUGUCAAUAGGAAUAACACUCAUUUUGUCUUACAUUGUGUAAAGACACUCACCAUCAAAAAACGAUUAACAUUCAACACAACAAAAAACCCUAGAGUAUUUAAAUUUGAGUAAAUAUCACUAAAUUACUCACUCAAAAUGUACCAAGAAUAAUAUAAUAUACUUCUAAAUAUUAUUUACAUACAAAUAAAAAUAUAUACUUCAAAAUGUGAUCAGAGGACAAUAUUCAGAAAGUAUUUCAAUACCCACACAAAGUAGGCUAUUUCAUUGACGAUUCUUACUUCUGCAACAAUGUAAAAAUGCAAACAACUAUUCAGAGACUAUUUCAAAAUGUAGAUAACUUCUAUCAAUAAGAUUUAGCACAGACUAGGCCUGACACAACAUUUUAAAAUAGUAGCCUACUUUGACAACAAUUCAGUGAAUUUGAUGUGGUGGUGGACAGGUUGGUGUUAAACACCAGCUCUGGAAAACAAAUACAGACCUCUACCACUUUUAAAAACAACUCCAAAACCCCUGCCACUGUCAAUCCUUUGUCGGGUUUGCUCUCCCCCUACCUCCUCCUCUCCCUCUGCUUCCUCCUCUCCCUCUUCCUCCUCCUCGCCAUGUUUCUCUCCCUCCACUCUCCUCUCCUCUUCACUCUCCUUUUCCUCUCUCCCUCCACUCUCCUCUCCCUUCACUCUCUUCUCGCUCACCUCUCCUCUCACUCGCUCCACUCCUCCCUCCUUGUUCCACAUCUCUAUCCCCCCAGUCAUCUCUAACUCCUCUUCCUCCCUGCCUUCUGCUGCUGAGCCCUGACUCUCCACAUCACUUCCCUCACUUUCGCUGACCUAGAGGAACAGAGUAACAGAGGGAGAAAGAGAGACAGAGAAGCAGAGCAACAAAUACGAUACAGUUGUGGUCAGUAACGUAAUCCCUCUCUCUCACUGUCUAUCUCUUUUCUCCUUUCCUUCUUUUUCAACCAUACACAUACAGUGCCUUGCAAAAGUAUUCAUCCCCCUUGGUGUUUUUCCUAUUUUGUUGCAUUACAACCUGUAAUUUAAAUAGAUUUUUAUUUGGAUUUCAUGUAAUGGACAUACACAAAAUAGUCCAAAUUGGUGAAGUGAAAUUUAAAAAAUAACGGAAAAGUGGUGCGUGCAUAUGUAUUCACCCCCUUUGCUAUGAAGCCCCUAAAUAAGAUCUGGUGCAACCAAUUACCGUCAGAAGUCACAUAAUUAGUUAAAUAAAGUCCACCUGUGUGCAAUCUAAGUGUCACAUGAUCAGUCACAUGAUGUCAGUAUAUAUACACCUGUUCUGAAAGGCCCCAGAGUCUGCAACACCACUAAGCAAGGGGCACCACCAAGCAAGCGGCACCAUGAAGACCAAGGAGCUCUCCAAACAGGACAGGGACAAAGUUGUGGAGAAGUACAGAUCAGGGUUGGAUUAUAAAAAAAUAUCAGAAACUUUGAACAUCCCACGGAGCACCAUUAAAUCCAGUAUAAAAAAAUUGAAAGAAUAUGGCACCAAAAUAAACCUGCCAAGAGAGGGCCGCCCACCAAAACUCACAGACCAGGCAAGGAGGGCAUUAAUCAGAGAGGCAACAAAGAGACCAAAAAUAACCCUGAAGGAGCUGCAAAGCUCCACAGCGGAGAUUGGAGUAUCUGUCCAUAGGACCACUUUAAGCCGUACACUCCACAGAGCUGGGCUUUACGGAAGAGUGGCCAGAAAAAAGCCAUUGCUUAAAGAAAAAAAUGCCAAAAGGCAUGUGGGAGACUCCCCAAACAUAUGGAAGAAGGUACUCUGGUCAGAUUACACUAAAAUUUAGCUUUUUGGCCAUCAAAGAAAACGCUAUGUCUGGCGCAAACCCAACACCUCUCAUCACCCCGAGAACGCCAUCCCCACAGUGAAGCAUGGUGGUGGCAGCAUCAUGCUGUGGGGAUGUUUUUCAUCAGCAGGGACUGGGAAACUGGUCAGAAUUGAAGGAAUGAUGGAUGGUGCUAAACACAGAGAAAUUCUUGAGAGAAACCUGUUUCAGUCUUCCAGAGAUUUGAGACUGGGACGGAGGUUCACCUUCCAGCAGGACAAUGACCCUAAGCAUACUGCUAAAGGGGGGGGGGGGGGGGGGGGGGAUAAUAGUCAUGCACGCUCAAGUUUUCAGUGUCUUUGUCUUAUUUCUUGUUUGUUUCACAAUUCUUUUUAUUUUGCAUCUUCAAAAUGGUAGGCAUGUUGUGUAAAUUAAACCCCCCAAAAAUCUAUUUUAAGUCCAGGUUGUAAGGCAACAAAAUAGGAAAAAUGCCAAGGGGGGUGAAUACUUUCGCAAGCCACUGUACUCUCUUCCUAAUAAUCACCUCUUAGGGGUAUUCUCACACACACAGUAAAUAGUAUCAUCAUGUUGCUAUACAAUCAAUCAAAAUUAUUUUAUGAAGCCCUUAGUGGCCAGAUUGUUUCUCAAUUCAUGGUGUGCAUAUGUAUGUCAGACUGAUGGAUAAUCAGACAGGAUCGAGUACACAAAAAUACGUUCGUAAAUAUGCUCAUAGAUGGGUCAGAUUAUAACCAUAAAGGCUAUAUAGGGUGCACAUACUUCAAGACCCAUGGUUAGAUUACUUUUCAUAGAUGGUAAGAAGUCAAAGUAUGUGGCACAAUGGUUUACAGAUUCAACACAUCAACUAUUGUUGAUUUAUAUAGGAUUUUGAAAGUAGAAGUUGACAAAGAUGAGACUAUGUGCAAGUUAGCCAACCUCAUCUAUUUCGAUGGGCAUAGUUAGCUGGUUGUCUUUGUAGGAAGAGAGUGAGAUGAUCAAGUGACAGCGUCGCAAGUGAUCAUGACAACGCUUAUGAAAAAAGAUUGCAAUCAGAGUGCAGUAUAACUGCAGUACACUGUAGUAUAACUGUAGUUAGAAUGCAGUAUAACUUCAGUAUGCUGCAAAUACUGCGUUCAAAAUAUCACAGUUUUUUUCCUGCAGUAAUUUUGCAGUGUAACUGCAGUUACAGUGCAGUAUAACUGCAGUUCAACUGCAGUACACUGCAGUUAUUUUGCAAUCACUGCGUCCAAAAUACGACAAUCGACUGCAGUUACUGCACUUUAACUGCAGUUUCAAAACUGCAAUCUUUUUUUGUAAGGGAGGACUUGCUAAUCUGAGCGCUAUUCCCUAAGUUUCACAAUAACAAACAUUGACAACACCAAACAUACAGUUGAAAUCGGAAGUUUACAAAUACUUAGGUUGGUGUCAUUAAAACUUGUUUUUCAACCACUCCACAAAUUUCUUGUUAACAAACUAUAGUUUUGGCAAGUCGGUUAGGACAUCUACUUUGUGCAUGACACAAGUAACUUUUCCAACAAUUGUUUACAGACAGAUUAUUUCACUUAUAAUUCACUGUAUGACAAUUCCAGUGGGUCAGAAGUUUACAUACAAUAAGUUGACUGUGCCUUUAAACAGCUUGGAAAAUUCUAGAAAAUGAUGUCAUGGCUUUAGAAGCUUCUGAUAGGCUAAUUGACAUAAUUUGAGUCAAUUGGAGGUGUACAUGUGGAUGUAUUUCAAGGCCUACCUUCAAACUCAGUGCCUCUUUGCUUGACAUCAUGGGAAAAUCAAAAGAAAUCAGCCAAGACCUCAGAAAAAAGUCUGGUUCAUCCUUGGGAGCAAUUUCCAAACGCCUGAAGGUAACAUGUUCAUUUGUACAAACAAUAGUACGCAAGUAUAAACACCAUGGGACCCCACAGCUGUCAUACCGCUCAGGAAGGAGACGGGUUCUGUCUCCUAGAGAUGAACGUACUUUGGUGCGAAAAGUGCAAAUCAAUCCCAGAACAACAGCAAAGGACCUUGUGAAGAUGCUGGAGGAAGCAGGUACAAAAGUAUCUAUAUCCACAGUAAAACAAGUCCUAUAUCGACAUAACCUGAAAGGCCGCUCAGCAAGGAAGAAGCCACUGCUCCAAAACCACCAUAAAAAAGCCAGACUACAGUUUGCAACUGCACAUGGGGACAAAGAUCGUACUUUUUGGAGAAAUGUCCUCUGGUCUGAUGAAACAAAAAUAUAACUGUUUGGCCAUAAUAACCAUCGUUAUGUUUGGAGGAAAAAGGGGGUCUUGCAAGCCGAAGAACACCAUCCCAACCGUGAAGCACGGGGGUGGCAGCAUCAUGCUGUGGGGGUGCUUUGCUGCAGGAGGGACUAGUGCACUUCACAAAAUAGAUGGCAUCAUGAGGAAGGAAAAUUAUGUGGAUAUAUUGAAGCAACAUCUCAAGACAUCAGUCAGGAAGUUAAAGCUUAGUCGCAAAUGGGUCUUCCAAAUGGACAAUGACCCCAAGCAUACUUCCAAAGUUGUGGCAAAAUGGCUUAAGGACAACAAAGUCAAGGUAUUGGAGUAGCCAUCACAAAGCCCUGACCUCAACCCUAUAGAACAUUUGUGGGCCGAACUGAAAAAGCUUGUGCGAGCAAGGAGGCCUACAAACCUGACUCAGUUACACCAGCCCUGUCAGGAGGAAUGGGCCAAAAUUCACCCAACCUAUUAUGGGAAGCUUGUGGAAGGCUACCCGUAACGUUUGACCCAAGUUAAACAAUUUAAAGGCAAUGCUACCAAAUACUAAUUGAGUGUAUGUAAACUUCUCAACCACUGGGAAUGUGAUGAAAGAAAUAAAAGCUUAAAUAAAUAAUUCUCUCUACUAUUAUUCUGACAUUUCACAUUCUUAAAAUAAAGUGGUGAUCCUAACUGACUUAAGACAGGGAAUUUUUACUAGGAUUAAAUGUCAGGAAUUGUGAAAACUGAGUUUAAAUAUAUUUGGCUAAGGUGUAUGUAAACUUUCGACUUCAACUGUAUAUCUGCUAUUUAUUAUUUCACUCACAACAUCGCUUUCAAAGUGCAAGGACGUGUCCGAAUCCGUAUCACCAAACAACAUACCUAGAUACAGCCUCUUCCACAGUGAAAAGUCGUGGCCGCUUCUGCAUCAUAAUUUUGAGUAAUGAAGUGUUUCUUUGUUUUGGGUCAAAUGACAGCAUACUCAUUUUGGGUGAUGACAACAGCCACGCGAAUAUGACAACAGAUUGUUAGCAAGUGAAUUUUGUGAUUUUGACACAGAUACACUACAUGACCAAAUAGAUCAAAUCUUAUUUGUCACAUGCUUUGUAAACAACUGAUGUAGACUAACAGUAAAAUGCUUACUUACGUGCCCUUCCCAACAAUUCAGAGAGAAAUAAACACGAGGAAUAAUAGAAAAUAUUAAUAUAAAUAAUAGAAAAAUAAUAACACAAGGAAUAAUUAUACAAUGAGUAACGAUAACUUGGCUAAAUACACAGGGUACCUGUGCUGAGUUAAUGUGCAUGGGUGCAAGCUAAUUGAGGUAGAUACACUACAUGACCAAAAGUAUGUAGACAACUGCUCGUCAAACAUCUCAUUCCAAAAUCAUGGGCAUUAAUAUGGAGUUGGUUCCCCCUUUGCUGCUAUAACAGCCUCCACUCUUCUGGGAAGGCUUUCCACUAGAUGUUGGAACAUUGCUGCGGGAGCUUGCUUCCAUUCAGCCACGAGCAUUAGUGAGGUCGGGCACUGAUGUUGGGCGAUUAGGCCUGGCUCGCAGUCAGCGUUCCAAUUCAUCCCAAAGGUGUUCGAUGGGGUUGAGAUCAGGGCUCUAUGCAGGCCAGUCAAGUUCUUCCACAUCAAUCUCGACAAAUCAUUUUUGUAUUGACCUCGCUUUGUGCACGGGGGCAUUGUCAUGCUGAAACAGGGAAGGGAUAUGACCUGUUUUUUGGACAAAAUAACAGCCGUUUCGAGUCCUUAUAUAGGAAAGGGCCUUCCCCAAACUGUUGCCACAAAGUUGGAACCACAGAAUCGUCUAGAAUGUCAUUGUAUGUUGUAGCGUUAAGAUUUCCCUUCACUGGAACUAGCUCUAAUCAUGAAAAACAGCCCCAGACCAUUAUUCCUCCUCCACCAAACUUGACAUGUCCAUGUUCCCAGUCACCUUGCCAUGGUUAAAUAUGGUGGUUCGCGCUUUCAGUUUUGCGCAAAUGCUGCCAUAUGUCCAUGGUUUUUGGUUUGGAUAAGUUCUAAUCGUCAGAGUGGGAACAACAUCCUCUAUGCACAUCCUGAUGAACCCAGUCACCGAGUCAGUGUAUACGUCAAUACUAUUCUCAGAGGCUACCUGGAACAUUUCCCAGUUCGCAUGAUCAAAACAAUCUUGAGGCAUAGAUUCCGAUUGCUCAGACCAACGUUGAACAGUCCUCACCACGGGAGCUUCCUGUUUAGGUUUCUGCCUAUAGGUGGGGAGGAGCAGAAUAGAGGCGUGAUCUGAUUUGCCGAACGGAGGGCAGGGGAGGGCCUUGUAGCCAUCACGGAAGGGAGAGUAGCAAUAAUCCAGGGUCCGUGUUGCGCAUGUGGCACAGGAGAUGUGUUGAUAGAAUUUUUGUAGCGUUUUCCUCAGAUUUCCUUUAUUAAAGUCCCCAGCUACAAUAAAUGCGGCCUCAGGAUAUGCGGUUUCCAGUUUGCACAUAGUCCAGUGUAGUUCCUUGAGAGCCGUCGCGAUGUCGGCUUGGCGGAGAAUACAGUGAGGGAAAAAAGUAUUUGUUACCCUGCUGAUUUUGUACGUUUGCCCACUGACAAAGAAAUGAUCAGUCUAUACUUUUAAUGGUAGGUUUAUUUGAACAGUGAGAGACAGAAUAACAACAAAAAAAUCCAGAAAAACGCAUGUCAAAAAUGUUAUAAUUGGAUUUGCAUUUUAAUGAGGGAGUAUUUGACCCUCUGCAAAACAUGACUUAGUACUUGGUGGCAAAACCCUUGUUGGCAAUCACAGAGGUCAGACGUUUCUUGUAGUUGGCCACCAGGUUUGCACACAUCUCAGGAGGGAUUUUGUCCCACUCCUCUUUGCAGAUCUUCUCCAAGUCAUUAAGGUUUCGAGGCUGACGUUUGGCAACUCGAACCUUCAGCUCCCUCCACAGAUUUUCUAUGGGAUUAAGGUCUGGAGACUGGCUAGGCCACUCCAGGACCUUAAUGUGCUUCUUCUUGAGCCACUCCUUUGUUGCCUUGGCCAUGUGUUUUGGGUCAUUGUCAUGCUGGAAUACCCAUCCACGACCCAUUUUCAAUGCCCUGGCUGAGGGAAGGAGGUUCUCACCCAAGAUUUGACGGUACAUGGCCCCGUCCAUCGUCCCUUUGAUGCGGUGAAGUUGUCCUGUCCCCUUAGCAGAAAAACACCCCCAAAGCAUAACGUUUCCACCUCCAUGUUUGACGGUGGGAAUGGUGUUCUUGGGGUCAUAGGCAGCAUUCCUCCUCCUCCAAACUUGGCGAGUUGAGUUGAUGCCAAAGAGCUCCAUUUUGGUCUCAUCUGACCACAACACUUUCACCCAGUUCUCCUCUGAAUCAUUCAGAUGUUCAUUGGCAAACUUCAGACAGGCCUCUAUAUGUGCUUUCUUGAGCAGGGGGACCUUGCGGGUUCUGCAGGAUUUCAGUCCUUCACGGCGUAAUGUGUUACCAAUUGUUUUCUUGGUGACUAUGGUCCCAGCUGCCUUGAGAUCAUUGACAAGAUCCUCACCGUUCUCAUGAUCAUUGCAACUCCACGAGGUGAGAUCUUGCAUGGAGCCCCAGGCCGAGGGAGAUUGACAGUUCUUUUGUGUUUCUUCCAUUUGCGAAUAAUUGCACCAACUGUUGUCACCUUCUCACCAAGCUGCUUGGCGAUGGUCUUGUAGCCCAUUCAAGCCUUGUGUAGGUCUACAAUCUUGUCCCUGACAUCCUUGGAGAGCUCUUUGGUCUUGGCCAUGGUGGAGAGUUUGGAAUCUGAUUGAUUGAUUGCUUCUGUGGACAGGUGUCUUUUAUACAGGUAACAAGCUGAGAUUAGGAGCACUCCCUUUAAGAGUGUGCUCCUAAUCUCAGCUCGUUACCUGUAUAAAAGACACCUGGGAGCCAGAAAUCUUUCUGAUUGAGAGGGGGUCAAAUACUUAUUUCCCUCAUUAAAAUGCAAAUCAAUUUAUAACAUUUUUGACAUGCAUUUUUCUGGAUUUUUUUGUUGUUAUUCUGUCUCUCACUGUUCAAAUAAACCUACCAUUAAAAUUAUAGACUGAUCAUUUCUUUGUCAGUGGGCAAACGUACAAAAUCAGCAGGGGAUCAAAUACUUUUUUCCGUCACUGUAUACACAGCAGUUAUUAUCUUGGGAGGUAAUGCGGUCUGCAUUUGAUGGUGAGGUAUUCCAGAUCGGGAGAACAAAUGGACUUGAGUUCCUGUACGUAACCACAAUCACACCAUGAGUUGUUAGUCAUGAAACAAACCCCUCCGCCUUUCUUUUUCGAGGAGAGUUCUUUCUUCCUGUCCGCGCGAUAGAUGGAGAACCCAGCUGGCUGAAUGGACGGGGACAAUAUAUCCGGAGAGAGCAAUGAUUCCAUAAAACAGAGUAUGUUAAAGUCCCUGAUGUCUCUCUGGAAGGAGAUCCUCGCCCAGAGCUCGUCUACUUCAUUGUCCAGGGACUGAAUGUUAGUGAGUAAUAUACUCAGGCACCUCGCCUGAGUCUGACUAUGGGCCCAACUCCUUCUACCUCUUCUCCUGCAUCUGAGUUUUGGUGCAGCCCCCGGGAUGAAUAGAGCUGCCUCGGGAAGUUCAAACAAAGGAUCCAGGCGAGGGAAAUCAAAUUUAUUCUAACAUUUCUGGUGAGUGACUACCAAUCUAAUAUCCAAAAGUUAUUUCCGGCUGUAGGUAAUAAUACAAGAAAGGUUCUUGUAUUAAGAAAUAACAAAAAAUAUAGAUACUGAACAAAAAUAUAAACGCAACAUGCAACAAUUUCAAAGAUUUUACAGUUCAUAUAAGAAAAUCAGUCAUUUACAUGAAUUCAUUAUGCCCUAAUCAAUGGAUUUCACAUGACUGGGCAAGGGCGCAGCCAUGGGUGGGCCUGGGAUGGCACCCACUGGGGAGCCAGGCCCAGCAAAUCAGAAUUAUUUUUUCCCCACAAAAAGGCUUUAUUACAGACAGAAAUGCUAGUUCUGGGUAUGUUAUGUUUGACAUUGAGGCAAUGUUCUCCUGACUAACGCCAAAACACACUAAAAAGGUUCUCCGAAUGUUUUUGUUAACAUAGAUAGAAAGUGCCCCUUACUAACGGAAAACUGGACACUCAAACAUUAUGGGAACAUUAUGGGUAACAUUACAAAACUUGUGUCUCUCCCUUGAUUUGCUAGCUGGGUUAGUUGGGGUUCUCAUGUGGAAGAACAGUUGAGAUUACUGGUGGCUCUGGGAGAGGAGAAGAGAAGGGGAGAUUAUGGUAUUGGUUGACUGUGCAGCCGCCUGUUUGUCCUGCUGGCUAAUAAAGGGUGCUAACCCCGCUGUACCAAUCCUCUUACCUGCAACCCUAUGUAAUCCUCACCACAUAGCACAGCACACAACAACAACAGCAACCAAGACUGGAGCAUGAACGCCUCCAGAAAAACCAUAGUACUUAGUCAGCUCUGGUGAAAUGCGUAAAUUUCCAUCAGGAGCACUCAUGGUUUGGUUAGUGCUCAGAUCAUGUGACUAUGGGGUUGUACAUAGUCUACAAAACUCCAGUGACUCACAAACAGGGAUUUUUUUUAUUUCUACAAAGGCUCAUUUUAAUCAAUGAUUGCUGAAUCAUUGUUGUUUUCCCUUUUUGAUCCGUAUUAGUAAUUCAAUGACUCCCCCUAUGCUCUUUCUCUGAUUGCUCGUGAUGUAUAAAUCAAUGAGGGGGAACGGAUGUUUAUCUCUAAUUCAUGUAACCGUUUUCAUUACUAAUUCAGCCUCUGGCGCAGUUUGAAAUAGCAGAGGCCCAACAGUAUUUCAUAAUAUCUUCAGGAACGGCAGCACAAGAAAAAUCCACAAUCUCAUCCUCUGUAGCAAUCUUUCAGUUGGUGUUGCAUAUUUCUUCAUGUUGGUCCUUGAUAUGACAGAAGAUACUGUAAGGAGACUUACAUACUGUUCCUGUCUCAGGGUCUUGCAUCAGAAUACAAUGAAUACCAUCCCCAUCUCACACUGUCACAGGGAAAUUUAAACUGUAGGUCAGAUGGACUCCAUUUGGGCUCUGAUCCAUGAAGCAGGAAGCUGGCUGUGGGGUCAGGGGUCAUGUGGUCAGGUGUUGACAGAGAGACAGAAAGAGGCUGAAAUAACAGUCCAGUUAUACCAGCCGUGUGUGUGUGUAUAUGCGUGUGUCUGCUGCUGGUGCAGUCCCAGUAACCUCUCCCCUCUUGUAGAUUAGUCAGACUUUAAGCUGUACUAUGUUGUCAGACUAUUUUCGCAUGACAAAUUAUGAAAUGUUCUCUGCUACAUGUUUAUUGGCAAAGUGAUGGCAAUUUAAUGUGCACAUUGUUAAUUUGUUUUUGUCGUCAGCUUUUACUGGAAAGACUAUUCAUAUGCUGCCGCGUAACCUGAGGCAGAAACAGAGGGAAGGUGUGGAAUUUCACCGGGUAGGGUGUGUGUGUGUGUUAGGGGGAGAGAAUGCAAGGCUUGUGCUACAGUACUCAGAUUUUAUCUAUAUCCUGCUCAGUCACCAUUAACCAUACCCCCCUCCCCCCCGCCCCCACCACACACACACUCUCCUUAGACUCAUCCUGACGUGGGUCACCUGACUCACCUGUUGGCCAGCGUCACUCUGAUGUAAGAAUAGCUGGAAGGAAAGAUGAAUCCAAGGAAAGAUUAAUCCUGAUUGCGUUAGAUGUGGGCUGACUUUGUUUUGUUGAUUCCUUGAAUUGACUAGCCUUCUGUCUCCAACUCCCACACUCCAACUAUCUCCACCUCAUGAUGGAGGUCUGGUUUCUGUAACUUUUCUGUCUCUGUUUCUCCUUAUCAACCACAGCCCUCCUCCCACACCACCCUUUUUACUUUCUGCACUCCUCUUAGACAGAAAAUACCAUGCAUGUUGAAUCAGCAACGAACCACUACGUUUUUUCUCCUCCCUUAUUUUUGCUUUUCGCAAUGUCUCUGUUUUCUGUCUUUGUACUUUUCAUUAGUGUACUCUCUCCUAAUUUCUGUUUUAUUGGUCUCUCUAUCUCCUCACUCUUUUGUUCUCUCUGCCAUGGUCUGUUGAACGGGCUUGAUUGAGCCUGUAGCUGGUCUGUGCGUGCAGCAUAGCUGGCAUUCAUGUGUGGUCCCAGUAUUUGACAAAUACUGUUUAUGGGAUCAGAGAUGGAGUUGAUAAUGGGCAAAGUAAUUACCUCUUGUUGAAUGCUACAUCUGUCUGAUUUCACACAGCAGCACAGAGAAUGUUACCCUGGUCAAUACACAUUUUUCCCAUAAGGUCAUGUCAUGUUGUUUUUGUUGAAAUUUCUGCUAUUGAAAUCUAUAAAACAUUCAAACUUGUAUCUAUUUGGGUCAGCCACAACAGAGUUGUAUAAACAGACAAUAUUUGUAGAGUUGUGCAACUCUGUGAUGUGCAUUACUAUUAAAAAUAGUAACGCAUGGCUCUUAAAUAUUGAAGCUGUGUUAGAGUGAGCUCUUGGCAGUGUCCGCUGAAUAUUUCAUAAAUAGUUGUCAACCUGUUUUCUUGGGUAUUAUCAUGCCCUGUGAAUGUGGGACAGGAUGCCACUUUGAGCCACUUCCUGUUUGAUAAAGGAGAGAACACUAGAGCCAUAAGAGCCGGGAGGAAACCCCACCAGAGGAGAGGAGAAAGACAGAUUAGGAGAGGUACAGAGUGAGUGAGUGAGUGAGUGAGUGAGUGAGUGAGUGAGUGAGUGAGUGAGUGAGUGAGUGAGUGAGUGAGUGAGUGAGUGAGUGAGUGAGUGAGUGAGUGAGUGAGUGAGUGAGUGAGUGAGAGGAGAGAGAGAGAGAGAGAGAGAGAGAGAGAGAGAAUGAAUGAAUGAAAAAAAGAAAGAAAGUUAGGAAGAUGCAGAGAAAAAGGAUUAAAAGCUGAGACUGACUGGGUGAGAAAAAGGAAAGUAGAUGUCUGAGAGCUAGAGGGCAGAGGAGAUAAUGAAACUGAGGGAAUUGUUAGAGCAAUAGCAGACAGUCAGAAACGGAAGGGAAACGGCGGCUAAGAAGGAGCAAAAGAAGACACUGUGUUAUGGAAUUGAUGAAAUUACAUCAAAACAUGUAUUUCCUGUUGUUGAAAUAGGUCAGGGGAGCCUAGAGACGGUACCUGUCAAUGAUGUGCCCAAUCAGUCACAGAGAGGAAGAGAGGGAUGGGGGAGAAAGAUGAUAGAGAUGAUAAAGGCAGGCAGAUUGAGAGAAAAAAAGCCCAAACAAGACAGAAAGACAGAGAUAGCGUAGGGAUAGCAUUAGAUCCAAGGCCUUGUUUUGUCUGGAAGAUAAUCAGAAGCUGAUGAGAGGGGGUGGGGCUCAUGGGAACAAGCCGGAACCACAGCUUCAAAAAACCCUUUCAUCUGCAUGUGAUUUGGUGCUACCUAAAAGAAUUAGGUUGUUAUCCCUUUGAGAUGGGGAGUACCUUGCACAGAGGGUGGAUCUCAUUCUCAACCACAAACCUCAUGUGAAUGAAACCCUGCACCUGCUGAUGUAUUGAUCAGGGAUUGAUUACGUUUCUGGGUUGACUCAGUGAUCUACAUGACAGUGAUGGGGAAAGCUACACUUUUCUGUUCCAUUUUUCCCUCUCUCUUUCUUUAUCUUUCUCUGUUCAUUCUCCGCCACCCCUCCCUAAGAGAUGAAACAGUUCCUCACCACUCAUUGUCAGUUCUACAAUCUUUGUAAGAACUUGUGACAAUCAAGAGUUUUCUUUUGGGCGGCAGGUAGCCCAGCGGUUAGAGCGUUGGGCCAGUAACUGAAGAUCGCUGGUUUGAAUUCCUGUGCUGAUAAGGUGAAAAAUCUGUCAAUUUGCCCUUGAGCAAGGCACUUAACCCUAAUUUGCUCCAGGGGCGGCGUACUACUAUGGCUGAUCUGUAAAACAACACAUUUCACUGCACCUAUCCGGUGUAUGUGGCUACCAGUACCAGUCAAAAGUUUGGACACACCUACUCAUUCCAGUGUUUUUCUUUAUUUUGGCUAUUUUCUACGUUGUAGAAUAAUAGUGAAGACAUCAAAACUAUGAAAUAACACAAAUGGAAUCAUGUAGUAACCAAAAAUGUGUUAAACAAAUCAAAAUAUAUUUUAUAUUUGAGAUUCUUCAAAGUAGCCACCCUUUGCCUUGAUGACAGCUUUGCACACCCAACCCAAUUGAGAUGGUUUGGGAUGAGUCUGACUGCAGAGUGAAGGAAAAGCAGCCAACAAGUGCUCAGCAUAUGUGGGAACUCCUUCAAGACUGUUGGAAAAGCAUUCCAGGUGAAGCUGGUUGAGAGAAUGCCAAGAGUGUGCAAAGCUGUCAUCAAGGCAAAGGGUGGCUAUUCGAAGAAUCUCAAAUGUAAAAUAUGUUUUGAUUUGUUUAACACUUUUUUGGUUACUACAUGAUUCCACAUGUGUUAUUUCAUAGUUUUGAUGUCUUCACUAUUAUUUUACAAUGUAAAAAAUAGUAAAAAUAAAGAAAAACACUUGAAUGAGUAGGUGUGUCCAAACUUUUGACUGGUAGUGUGUAUAUACACUACAUUACCAAAAGUAUAUGGACACCUGCUCAUCGAACAUCUCAUUCCAAAAUCAUGAGCAUUAAUAUUGAGUUGGUCCCCCCUUUGCUGCUACAACAGCCUCCACUCUUCUGGGAAGUCUUUCCACUAGAUGUUGGAACAUUGCUGCGGGGACUUGCUUCCAUACAGCCACAAGACCUUUAGUGAGGUUGGGCGAUUAAGCCUGACUCACAGUCGGCGUUCCAAUUCAUCCCAAAGGUGUUCGUUGGGGUUGAGGUCAGGGGUCUGUGCAGAUCAGUCAAGUUCUUCCACACCGAUCUCGAAAAACAAUUUCUGUAUGGGCCUCGCUUUGUGCACAGGGGCAUGUUGCCACAAAAUUGUUGCCACAAAAUUGGAAGCACAGAAUCGUCUAGAAUGUCAUUGUAUGCCGUAGUGUUAAGAUUUCCCUUCAUCUGGAACUAUGGGGCCUAGCCCAAACCAUGAAAAACAGCCCCAAACCAUUAUUCCUCCUCCAUCAAACUUUACAGUUGGCACUAUGCAUUCGGGCAGGUAGCAUUCUCCUGGCAUCCGCCAAACCCAGAUUCGUACAUCGGACUGCCAGAUGGUGAAGCGUGAUUCAUCACUCCAGAGAACGUGUUUCCAAUGCUCCAGAGUCCAAUGGCGGUGAGCUUUAUACCACUCCAGCUGACGCUUGACAUUGCACGUGGUGAUCUUAGGCCAUUUCAUGAAGCUCCCGAUGAACAGUUAUUAUGCUGACGUUGCUUCCAGAGGCAGUUUGGAACUCAGUAGUGAGUGUUGCAAACAAUGACAGAUUAUUUUUACGCGCUACGCGCCUUAGCACUCGGUGGUCCCGUUCUGUGACCUUGUGUGGCCUACCCUUUCGCGGCUAAGCCGAUGUUGCUCGUAAACGUUUCCUCUUCACAAUAACAGCACUUACAGUUGACCUGGGCAGCUCUAGCAGGGCAGAAAAUUGACGGACUGACUUGUUGGAAAGGUGGCAUCCAAUGACGGUGCCACGUUGAAAGUCACUGAGCUCUUCAGUAAGGCCAUUCUACUGCCAAUGUUUGUCUAUGGAGAUUGCAUUGCUGUGUGCUCGAUUUUAUACACCUGUCAGCAACGGGUGUGGCUGAAAUAGCCAAAUCCACAAAAUGGAUUCUUUGCCUGUCCCCAUAGGAUAACCUUUUUGUGUUCCAGGUAGAACUAUUUGUAGUUCCAUGUAGGAUCCUCUGUGGAAAGUGUUCUACAUGGAACCUAAAAGAGUUCUACCUGGAACCAAAAAGGGUUCUUCAAAUGGUUAUCCUAUGGGGACAGCCGAAGAACCCUUUUAUCUAGAUAGCACCUUUUUUUCUAAGAGUCUACAGUAUACUAUAGUAUUUGAAGGGCCCAGUUUCCAGGAGGGACAUUAAUAUUUAAUUUGUCUCCGUAUUUCCAGCAUCAACAAGACAACAGGACCAAAUCUGUUUCUCAGAUAUCGAUCCAAGAAAUGAAUUAUCCCAAAACAUCGCUAUUAGAGAGUAACAGGAGGACACAAACACAAGUGAGCCCUGGGCCACACCAUCACUGCUCUAUAUUCAUUAGUUCAGCUCAACUAUGUAUUUUAUAACCAGGGAAACAAAACAAAAACACAUGACAGACAUCAUUGCUAUAUGGCCCAGAUGAACUAUCAUCACUGCUUUGCCAUACAGACCCCUCCCCCACACGCACAUCAGCACACAGCCAGUUAGACACUAAAGACUGCCAAAUGUCAGCUGAGAUCUGGGGCAUUGGCUUGGGCAAGUGAGUGCUAAAGGCUUUAUAGCACCAAUAAUUACAGAAGCAAAUUGACUCCCUUUGUUUCCAAACAUGGUUGAAUAAUUAUAUUAUUCUGAGAUGCCACGAGCAGCUAUGAAUCCAGAUGAGCAUAUUAUGCGCUACUAACACAUGUGCAUACACUCACAUGUAUUCCCGUAUGUAUUAUUUUUUUGGGGGGGCGUGUAAACUAUAAUGCAUUUUAAAUACAAAGCAAUUGAACCAGAAAUGCACAUGAACCAAUUAAGGGCAGCAGACUAGAUAUUGUCCCGUGUAGCUCAGUUGGUAGAGCAUGGCGCUUGCAACGGCAGGGUUGUGGGUUUGAUUCCCACGGGGGGGCAGUAUGAAAACAAAAACAAUUAUGCACUCACUAACUGUAAGUUGCGUUGGAUAAGAGCGUCUGUUAAAUGACUAAAAUGUAAUAUUGUACAUGUAAACUGCUCUUUAUACAGUUUAAUUGGUCCAAUAACCCAGUUCAUACAAUUAGAAAUAAUUAAAAUGAAAUUCAAUUCGAGGUUAAUAUGUUUUUUAGAACAGCAUUGAUUUUCUGUGUCUAACAUAUCAUUGCCGUUUUUCGCCGUCUUUUUCACCGUAAAUCACCAUGUUUAAUUAAACUUUACAGAGCAGUGAUGUAAGGCAAGUGUGUCCUUCAGGAACAAUGGUGUGUGCUAAGUGCUUGACCUUCCCUGCUAUUGCAGGGAGCAGAAUGUGAAAUGAACACUAUGACUGAGAGUCUCAGAUUUAUCGCUGUCUGACUGGAAUGGAAUGGAUCCUCUUAUCCCCUCAAACACUUGAAACCGCCCAGAGGUCCUGGAUCUGCAGUUUCUCAUUGUCUGUCAAUCAAAUCAUGAGGAGAUAUAGAACUAGCUGGAGUCAAGGGGCACAUUGUCCUUAUGGCUAUAUAACCUUAUAACAAGAGAUGAUAUGGUUGGAAUCUCUUUAAAGUGCCAUUCUAUGUGGUCUAGUUCAGCUAACCAGGAUAUACAGGAGGACAUGUUAUAUCCUGCUGCCAUGGAGAUGAGAAUAGAACAGACCUCCUCUCAGGUGUGAGAUUGUGUUGGUGAUGUCGUGUUUGGUGUGAAGAUAGACUGUUGUGCAUCCCUGCUAUCCGAGAGAGGUGGACGGAAGGAAGAACAGACGGGUAGGUUAGUUAAGUACACUCUUAGAAAAAAGGGUUCCAAAAUGGUUCUUCAGCUGUCCCCAAAAAGAGAACCCUUUGGGGUUUCAUGUAGAACCCUCUGUUUUAAGGGUUCUACAUGGAACCAAAAACGGUUCUACCUGGAACCAAAAGGGUUCUUCUACCUGGAACCCAACAACGUUAUUCAAAGGGUUCUCCUAUGGGGACAGCCGAGGAACCCUUUUAGGAUCUAGAUUGCACCUUUUUUUCUAUGAGUAGUUCGGUGGGAAGGUAUGUAGAUAGAUAGAGAGGGAGUGAGGGAGGGAGGAAGAUAAAAAGAAAGAGACUGCAUGUGGAUGGAGGGGUACCACUGCAUGUGGAUGGAGGGGUACCACUGCAUGUGGAUGGAGGGGUACCACUGCAUGUGGAUGGAGGGGUACCACUGCAUGCAGUUUUGACUCACUGAUUAAAAUGUCAGAGUUACAAACAAGCAAGGUCAGAGUGUGUAUGUGGGGGGCAUGGAAGGGCAGCACAUCUCCAGUCCCUUAGUUGGCUCCUUCCUGUUGAUACCUCACAAUCUUUAUGUCUGAGCACGUGCAGCAGCACAAUACCGUGUUAAAACCCAGGGAAUAACUUGGGGGACAAGCCCUUCCGUAUUUAGGUAAUUAAGGCUGUAGAUUUACAUCACAGUCAUUUCAGAGGAUGCUACUGUUUUUGCUUUCCCUACCACAGAACUUUCCUCACUCACUGCCGAAGCAAACUCACUGGACAAUGGAGAUUCAGUAGAGUUCAGACUAGGGUUAAGUGUUCUACAAAGCUUAACUCUGUGUCCUGGUAGUCGUGACCUGAUACAGAGACACGCUCCAUUUCACCAGAGACUUCUACCAGAGCUAACAAGCACAGUUUCUCAGCUGACCUUUAGGUUUGAGUUACAGUAACAAGCUACAGAGCCUUGACCCCAGCAGCAUCUCUAAGCCAUUGGGCUACCAUUCCACCCAGGAGGGGACUGGAGGGAGAUAUAUUAUGGCCUUAUCUGCAAACAGCCACACACAUGGGGGUUGCACAACAAGGAUACAUAGGGAUUGAGAAUGAGAGAUGAAAAUGAUUAAACAAAAAUUCAACCACAGUGGAUAAAUUGUUCUGGGCAGACAGUACAAUCUCUUUCAUAUGCUUGAAUCAUACUCGACGGCUGUAAAAAAAUGUGUAGGUUUCCGAAACAAAUCCUAUGUGCCCCUCAGGUCAUAAAGUCACACCUUUUCCAUCAACUGACAAGUAGGGUGUGGAAGGAAGAGAGAGGGAGGAAAGAGGAUCCAACCCUCUUAAACUGUCAGGAGUCAUAAAGGACAUACAUUUUACGACAUGGUGCUAUUGCCUGAGGAGGGAAUUGAAAGCAGGGUAAUUUCACCAUUCCUUUUUUGUAAGUGUUGUCUGUGUGUGUCACUCUUUUUUCUCUGGUUUAUGGAUGCUUGGCAGAUGCCCGUAUCAACUCCCACAAGUUACUCAUGCUGUUACUUACUUACAUUAUACUACCAAAAUCCAAGGAUGUAGAAUCGCCUUACUGUUAAUCAGGAAUAUAAACCCAACCACUGAUAAUUAUAUUUGCUUCCAUGCCUGCCUUUGCUACAGUCUCACUCAUCAUAAGCUCUCCUGUCUCAAGACGAACUUCUAUAUAAACCAAUUUAUUAAAUGAAAAAUUCUACAGUGCACAUUUUUGUAUUAUUUUUGAGUGAUAGGUCUAUGAAUCCUUAUGUCUCAGGGGUCUGGAGCUCAGUGUAGAUGCACUGUCACUGGAUGUUCUCACUCUCUCUCGCUCGCUCUCAUUCUCUCACUCUCUGUCCCGCAUUCUCUCUUGCUCUGUAUCUAUGCACUGUUGCCUCAUUGUUCAGACCCUGGGCAAGAAGACAAAACUGAGGCGGGGAAAACAAAAAAAUGUAAUCACCGAAACCACUCCUGAAAUGUUAAGUUGUUAUUUCUGUAUGCAAAAUAACUUAAUCAGUCUGUGUGUGUCUCUGUGUGUGUGUGUGUGUGUGUGUGUACACAUGCUUGUGUUUGUGCAUACAGUAUGUUGAGGGAUGGGGGCUGAGAGGUACAUGGUGACAGUAAGGAUUUUCUCCACUUAAUUAGCCUUGAAAAUCAAACGGCUACUAGCACAUUAAAAAUCCAUCUUUUUAUUUCCCUACAGAAACAAUUAAGAAGCUCCCUAUCUAA
This is a messenger RNA of Coregonus sp. 'balchen', 50413 nucleotides long. Lineage: Eukaryota; Metazoa; Chordata; Actinopteri; Salmoniformes; Salmonidae. The record is from the annotation of a GenBank genome assembly.